Spirometra erinaceieuropaei is the source of this 50643-nucleotide messenger RNA. The record is from the annotation of a GenBank genome assembly. NCBI's taxonomy places the organism in Eukaryota, Metazoa, Platyhelminthes, Cestoda, Diphyllobothriidea, Diphyllobothriidae.
AUGCCGUUGGCUUUCUUCACUUUUUAUGUGCUGCUUUUUGGCGUUCUCCUCUCCGCUGAGAAUGGUGAUUUUAUUGAUUAUUACUGGAUUUUCAGUGUUAAUGUUUUUGAGACAUUUUUGGUUCAUUGAAUAAAUUGCGUACGUAAGUUUAAUCUUACGUACUUACUAGUAAUUCCUAAUUCGAAGGGUGGUAGAAAUUUGUGUAGAUUGUACCUUGUUUUUGUUUGGUUUUGAGUCUUUUAGUUUGUUAAGUUAAAGUGUCUAUGCAUAUUACCAGUAAAUAUAUAUUUACCGCGGUCAAGUACAUUAUUUUCCUGUCUAGAUUAUCUCACUUUUGUCUGUAUUUACCUUUUUAUUCCUCCAAAUUUCGCCUUUUGGAGAGUCGUUACAUAAUCCUCGUUUCAUUUAGUGGAAUAUCAACUCCAAAUUUUAGAUCGUCAGACAGUAUCCUGAGUUUUUAUGAAAAAAGAGCAGGCUUUACGAAAAGACCUAGUCGAUGUACGCACUGUUUUCCUAAGUACAACAGCGCUUGAAAUAGCGGCGAUAUUCCACUUUCUAUCAUUUUCCUCUGAUGACGAACCAUUGUUGACUUGGCAUAUUCGCAAGAAUAUGCAUUUUAGAUUAGAUCGCGUUCAGUAAUAAUGAGGGAGACUUACGUCCGUAUAAUUCGAUUUCAUAAAUAUUUCGGGUAACUGCGGAAGACAUUUGUACUCGAAGUGGUAAGUGAGCAUCUUUGAGGAUAUGUAGACGUCGUAUUCGUGAACAUAGAAAUUCAAAUUCGCCACUUGAGAGGAAUUUGCGACAUGCUUUUACAACGCCCCAUAUACUGAAUACGUAAAUGGUGCAAAUUGCACGUUUAUUCUGCCAAGCCAAUAGUAAUCAGUAACAUUUAAUUUACAACCAAUGCUUUCUGUCUUAAAGUAGCAACGGGUCCCUAAAUGCAUCUAGGCACUUGCAAUGAAACUUACGUCUGUCUGUCGACCACGAGGACGCGUUUCACGGACUAUUCGCAUAGCUGAACAUUUAAACAGAGCCGCCAUAUGAAAAGGCAUGUGGUCCGCUUGUUGCAUUGAGUGGUGACGAGCAUUUACCUGGUUUGUAGCCUACAGAACCACUGACCUAGUCUAACUAUAGCGUUUAUUUACAAUUAGGUGGUCCGUGAAGGGUCGCGCAAUUUAUAUGUUCUUUUUUACUAUGCCUUGCAUAUGUCACCUGUGAAUGGUUUACCACAUUUACAGUUUUUCCCGCGCAUAAAAAUUUACAAAGGCUUUUUGUUUAUAUUCUUUACCGUGCACUUUGCUGAUUACCUUAACUACUUCGCUUUCAGGCAAAAUAUUUGAAAUGUAAAAUGUUAUUAAAUCAUAUUCACAUAUUUGUUCUAAACCAGUCAAAAUUCUUUUAAAAGGUUAUCUCGCACCUCAACAGCCAUGCUGACUUAUGCAGAGUUUAAUUUUCAAAUGGACACUCGAUCUGACAUCGUUUAGGUCCUAAAAAAUACGCACAUGCCUUUCUAAGAGUACAAGCGGAUACGCGGCUCAACCAUGCUUUCACCGUUGAACCUAUGAUUUGCGCGGUCAGACUCUGGGAGUAAUAUUGAUUCUGCGGUUUAUGUUCUAUGUCCCAACACAACACUAUGAUCAAGGCAACGAUGAGAAAGAGGUCACAAAGUAAAAAAACUUUCUGACCAUAACGCCUAACAGCGCGGAUGAACAAAAAUUGGCAUGCUUUAAUAAUUACAUAUUUCUAUCAAGCUGCAUCACGUUAUGGAUCCUGGAUCUGAUUUUAGGAAAAUAUGCUGUUUUCUUUCACGUUAAAUAUUCUCGAAUCAGUUCUCCUAACUGACCAUUUCGAAGAUUGUGUUAUUUCAUCAGUGAUUUCGUUCGGAGCCUUAAAAUUAAUUACUUAACUCUCUAAUCUAUCUGCAACUUAAUAGAAGACGAAAUGCCCUCUAUUUUGCCGUCGUUCUAUUUCAUUUUUAUAGUUUUUCAGACAUUUCGGACGUCCGUGCCUCAGAUAUUUGUUCCGCCUAAUUUUGUAACAUUGUUUUAGACUGGGAAUCUAUUUUUAGAGAUGUAGAAACUGUAAAAUAGUCCUUUGUUACUCAUAAGUGUCGUUCCUCUCUCACUGUCAUCAUUUGCAGUUAUGCUUUUCCGGCGCCCCUUGCUGAUUUAUAAUUUUAAAUAGGAUGCGAACGUUGCGCUUUAAGAUUUUUGCGCCACAUUUUUCUGGUAUUUCAGCUUUUUCCAUACAUUUUUUUAAAUUUCAGCAGCAUCCCGUCGACGGACACUAGUCGCAGAUUUUUCCGGACCCAGAUACCUUCGCUGGAGCAAUUCAUCCACAGCACUUGUCUGUCCGCUUCAACUUCCGGUUUUCGUCGUUUGCUUUUUAUUUAUGCCUCAUUUUAGAACCGGAAAAUAUGGUACUCAUCAGCCACCGUCUAUAGUAUAUUUUUUGGCUGUCCUGAGAAUUCAUCGGAGUCCCUCAUUCUUCCGGUCUUUCCGGACGUUGGAAAUAUAACGUAGUUCUCUUGUUUUUAUGUCUCCGUUUUACGAUACAUUGUCCUUUGUAGUGCUGUUGCUGAGAAUAACACGCAUACGGCAUACUGCACUUUUUCACUACUCGGUGAGCUGAUCGAGGCUCGUGGCACACUGACCAUAGGACGUAGGGAUGAGGUUUUUUCCGUGCAAGUAUUUGCAGCGCCGGAUGCCUUGCUGCUUAUCAAUACGACGAUAUGCAAAACGGUUAGUUUUUAGCGCAUUCGUUCCACGUCAACUGAAAUUGCCAUCUUAUGAAACUCAGUAAGUCCAUACUUCAAACUUUCUGUAAUGAUAAAAACGGUUUUAUCCCAGGAGGUAAUUAUGAAAACACAUAAGCAUCAUUUUUUACUGAUCACUUCUAAACCUGUUUUAAAUUGUUUUUUUCCUUUUCCAGGCGCUUUUAUUUGCUCAUAUAUACGUAAAUGCCUAUCCUACUCCCAGGCUACAUUUUAAGGCCUUUUCAAUUCCACCUCGAAAUGAUAAAUUAUCACGAAUUUCUCUUGGCUGAAAAGGCUACGUUUGCAUCGCUAACUGGGAUUCCGAUUCUUUUCAGUUUUUUUAAUACCACUGCAUCUUUCAGAUUCUCGUCUGGACUAACUGAGCGAUGUUUUUUGCCUUACUGUCCUUAACUUGCGGUUGAAAUGUCACUGUUCACUCAUUGCAAAUGACAGUGGCUAAUACCUAAAAAGACAGAAGAAUGCUAUUAAACUGCGGUACACGAAACAUCUUUGCAAUUAGUAGACGGGCUUAGUAUGAGAAGUUCAAUUUCGGUUUGCUUGUUGGUGGACGUUGAUUUUCACUUAUUCAAUUUCGUGAAUAGUUAGGCAUCGACUCGAGAAAAUCACCUCUUAAGGAUGUUAUUUGUACAACCUGUUAUAACUUAAAUAGAGAUCUCGACGUUUUGCCCUAUGAUUGAGAUCUGCUUUAUCCGCCACUGUAACCCAAUUAAUUUUUUUCUCGUCUUAGGAAUGUUAGGUAUCGGCCAUUUCACAACGUUACUCUAAAGUUGUAUUAUUAUGAGGCGGAAGCCAGAGCCCUGCUUCAAUUAUAUUAUGUUAUUAACUCCGUACUUCCUACACAGCCAGAAUGCUAGUUAGCCCUCCUGCCUCCUCACCUUCACCAGGCCCGUCUGUGGAGCUCAUUUACUUGACUGGCUGUCUUAUCAUGUUUGAAUUCAUUGUCCCAUUUUGCACGUAACUAUCCAAUGACCAUGUGCAGCUGAACUAGAGGUCUUUAAAUUUGGCGGUACCAUUAAACUCCCCAUAUUCCAUGCUGCAUUUCAGUCAGGUUAGCAAGCGCCGCUGCCACUUGGUUUUAAGUAGUCCCCUUUAAAGGCCACAUACAGGGAGUUCAGCGACAAACCUGGUCAGCAUCCGUACCCUGUAUCGUUUUUCCUUGAUAUCAAUGGCAAAUAAGCUAAAGAUGGUGGUUUCAGUUGGUUGUUUUACCAGGAAUACCUCUCGUUACGUCUUAUUGACCCCCUUUCGUAAUAGCAGGAAAACCAACCUUAUUGCUUGCUUACGCCGGAACAGUCUCUAAGCGCCUGAAUGCUGCAGAAGGAUUUUCAGUCAACACAAUUAUCCGCAAACCUACUUUCAUCAUCUUAAAAUUACUUUUCUAGUCAGUAAAAAUUGACUUAGGUGACGAUCAUUGGGUUUUUCUCCAUGAGCUCAACAAAUUCCCUCUCUUUCAAAGCAUUACACAGGUGAGAUGGCAAAAUCAAAACUAUCAUGCUAGAUAAGUCAGUAUAACUCUUCCCAUCAAUGCAGCUCCUUUGAAUCUCACUCGAUGUUGCCCCUAGUGACAAAGCGUGCACUUUUUCUCAAUCAUUGACUUUCUUCGGAAUUAUACUUCCUAACAGGGCAAAGUGCGCAAUGGGUCUUGCAGCAGUCUUGAUGCCGAUGGCUCACCAUACACUGGGGUUCAGGUGAACCAGCGCUUUGAAGACCGCUAUGACGUAAGAUAUGAAGUGACUGCGAAGGAGGAUGAGAAACACAGGUACAUACAAAUGAACUAACGUAGCGAGACGUUUGCUUGCUUGCAGAUGUGAAAACUUUUUAAAUGUGCUUCUCUUUGGUAGGUUGGCUCAAGACAGCGGACAAGUGGUGAUAAAAUAGAAUAGAAUAGAUUUAUUUAGAACGUCCUCAGAAUGUAUCGGAAACUUUGCAGAAAACUCAAAAGCAGUUCACACGUGUUCGAUAAAUCCUGACGGCCACUAAAUCUUCAGGCCCGUUACUUACUAUUCCAUCCAUCCUUUUGUUUCUUUCGUGUAAGCAUGCAAUUGCCUCCCCUUGACCACUAGCCAUACAGCAUCUGGUCUAUCUGAUGAAAUGUUAACCGAAAUUCUGCAAUGUGCUUCCAACUAGAGGGGAUUACUCAGGUGGAAGUGUGCUAUUAGUAAUCGGGCGGUGUAAUCCCAAGAUAUUUUAGUCACACCAGAAUAACGACAUUUAGAAGAACAUUUUCUGACCGUCUACAAAAGACACGCUCGGUAAAAAUGACAACCUUAGUAGUUUAAAUUUUCGCUAUUAAUUUUCAAUGCCCCUUCUUUAAGUACAAACUUUGAAAAGGCGCGGUUUGCUACCAAAUGAGUACAAGAAAGGAUAUUCAUACAUUUAUGUAAGCAUCGAAAAUCGAUAGGUCAAACUCGUCAUGCGUGGUUUCCUAAGAGUCCCAUCCAUAAUCGAAAUACAAUUUUUGCCUCUUGUCAUCUUUCGAGUUUUCGUGUUUCAUCUCCUUAUUUUUCUCACUGAGAAGUCAACCGUAACGCGUGAAGCUCUCAUGACUUCACUUAAUUAAACUUGCGCAAAUCCUUUGUAUAAUUUUCAGCAUAACCUGGAAGUCUCCACUCUCAUAAUGGCAAAUAGUGUUCUAGAACAUUUCGAAAUUUAAUUUUAACAAUGAAAUGUGAGCCAUACCCAGCUAUUCAAUAAGGCUAUAAAUGCUGUUAUAUCUUUAUUUAAGUUGGGCAUUACCGACUUCUACCUUAUGACGGUCUAUUUUUCGGCUUGUAUUAAAUUGUCACUUUAACAAAACGGCAUCCUUCGCAUUUGCCCUAGGCGACUGCAAAGUGUCUGGCGACUACUUCCGGUUGCGACUUGCAUGAAAUUUAUGCCUGCAGUGGGGGUAGCUUGCUGCUUGACUAGUAAACGAUUUUUUCGAUGCUAGGAAUCUGGAUCCGCUAACGCUGCCUGUACUGUUGUACAUGGAAUCGUGAAUGUACUUAUGUCGCCUCCGGUUGAAAAUUGCUAUAAAAUUCAAAAGUGGGAACAUGAAAAAAGACAUGUACUCAAACUGCCACCGCAUCAGUUCCGGUUAUGUGGGUUUUUAGGGACAGAAAAAAUCUAGGUUCCUUAGAUUUAUAGCAAUUAUUUCAUUUGCGAAAGUUAAUCGCUUGCCAUGUUUUGCGUUUAAGAAAAAUCACACAUUUAGACGAGGAGAAUACAUCCUAUGGUACACGGACAAUUUUCCACAUACACUCGGUCAGCAAAAAUGCAAAUCACAACUUGGACCGUGCAUGGCUUUGCACGUCGCAAAGUUGCUGUGCAUUCGGCUGGUGAUACUUAAGUGCAGUUUUGUUCGUCAGACAUUUCGGUCCGCUUAUUCAGAUAGCGGCUUGGCUCAGUCAGCAGACAGUCACAUGAAAACGUCUGUACCGCGCUGCGCAGAAAUCUUGAUUGUCAAGACCUUGAGCUCAAUUUUUUUAUGUACGCUUCCCGUUGCGGCGCUAAAUGAAUCCCAAUGCAGAAGCUUUUAAAAAGUCAGGGCUGUAUUGCCUCUAAAAUGAUUUAUUUGAUAAAACGCGAGGCAAACCCAUAGUGUUUUUAUGGCCAAAUUUUCCUGCUUCCAAUGAAACCCCAGGUAAUGGACCCUGCCAUUAUCGAGACAAAAAUUUGCAGCCAAGGUCUCCAAGUAAGGUCAUGGAUGUUUCCGGGGCAUUUAUUUCACGCUUCAUACCCUGAUUGGUGAAACUACAUUUAGGCAGAAAACUAAGACCACUAUCUGCAUAGUCAAGCUGAAUAAGAUGGGUUACGUCGGCGGACUUAACCAAGAAGCUAGGGACUGUCGCCUUAAACUACCCACCGUCACUCUUUUAUAAAUCUGACCAGAGUAGAAUUUUGGCACAAAAUUCCGCCCUUUCAAUCCAUACGCUGUUCUAGAGUAACUGGCAUUUGGUCUCUGUUAACACUCUUUUUUAGGUGUAUGGUCGCCAUCGAUGGUGUGGCCUACUUUGUGGACGUUCGGAUACGAGGUACUGCCAAUGGUUCACCGACCGUAAGAUUUAUCUUAUUUCCUGAGUAGGUCAUUUUACUUAACGAAGGGGAGCUGCGUUUGUAAAUAUGACUUGUUUAGGCGAGUUUCGAGGUAAAUUUGUUGAAGAAAAAGGACUUUGAUUAAAAACAUCCAUGAUUUAAUAAGAAAGCUAUGCUGAAAUCUGCGCGCCAGCCUUUUUAGGUUGUACCUCCCUGAGUCUUUUGUUUAUUCGAAUUUUAGUCUCUAUUGAGCGAUUACCAUUGGCUGUUUCUUAACAUAAGAGAAAAACAGGACAAAUCAGCUUCACAAACUACUUUUUCUAUCAUUAAAACAGUCAGGCAAACGGGAUGACGGUUGUUUUUAGUAAUAGUGUUCUAGUACCAGAGCGAGACACCAAUCUCAGUUUGUUUCUCAAACAAAACUUUCGCGUCGCUGGACUCGGACUUCUGCGCAGUAUCCUAACGGCUUCAGUUCUCUGUUUGCUAAAAGUUCCUCAUAGGUCACAGGUAACCUGUGUAGCCUGACUCCUUAAGCUCCAGCCUACUUUUCUAUCUCCUUUGGUCCGACUGCCGCAGCGACGUUGACUCAAACGAAGGGACCGAAUUUUCGCUAUCCAUGACGCUGUACCUCCUGUUAGGCUGACUUAAUGUCCCACCGUACGCUUCUUUUUCUCCAAUUUACAGUGGACCUAAAUGAGUGCGAAGUUGCUGCCGCAGAGUCCAUCCAGAUCUGCCAAGCGGAAUGCCAUAACCUAUUUCCCGGCUAUCGUUGUGCCAACGAGUCCUACUCUAUUCCGUGUUCUGGUAAGUCCUCACCUCCAUGUGUUCUUACCUACUGCAUGCCGAUCGGGGAGCUCUUCUAUGUACCUUGCCUUUUCGCCUACCGGCUGUUCUGCUUGCCUGGAAAGAGCCAUCCCGUGUGUGCCAUGAACAGACAAGUGACCACGCCAGACAGACGCCAGCAGCCCUGAAAGUUGCCGGGAAGUCAUUUGUUUGUCUGGGAGUUUUUUGAUUCCCGCCAUCCCACUCGACUAAUGCAGCUAUUUCAGUGGAUUCGGUGUAGAGUUUACCACGACUGAUUGGUGGUUGGCAGCGAACGUUAAACACGACCCUCCUCCUUAACCGUGCUGUUGUCCGCGAACUUCCUUUUUGUUUAUUUUGUCCAAACGCUUCUCUGAAGUUUUCGUCGUCACAAAGCUAACAGAAGAAGACGCAAUGAGUAAUAAUUGUCACCCGCGGUUAUUGAAACAUUAACUCAUUUUGCGGCUCUCCAAAGGUCCAGGCAAGAUGUUUUCCUUCAUUAUCCACUUCCCAAGACGUCUAUGACCGGUUUCAGACGGAGCCAAACCGAUGUUCCUUGACAAGCACGAUAUACGGUUUUCAGAAAUAUUAAAUGACCGGAAACAUUAAUGUCUUUGACAGGUUUAUUGACCUUCUUUCUGAGCCUUACUUUCCUCCAUUUUCAUUUAACCUUAGAUAUAUCAUUAAGUAGGAUUCGAAAAAGUGCGCGCAUACUGCAAAUAGGCAUAUAUUGAUCCCCGAGACCAUCGUCAGCGUCUACGAUUGGACCUUUGUCUCUUGCUGCACCCAGUAGCUUCUUUUGUCUUUGAAAUUACUGUCCAUUACGAGAAUAUGUUUCUCCCACCAUCAUGAUGACAACAAGAACUUAUUAGAAGAAAAACUUGCUUAGUUCCUGUGUAUGUACGAAACAGUGACAUUUAGACACCUGACACACAGCAAUGGUGGUGACACUCACGAAGAACAACAAAGACCGCUGGCUGGUUUUGACCUUGUCUUUUUUACAAUUUAAUCGUAGUCGGUGUACUGGAGUUGUAUAUUAUGGAUUGGCGGGGAGGGCUUACCUUGCCAUGUUAAAUCUCCGUAAAAGACCGUUAAUUCGUACCAGAAAACCAUUCGAGUGCAUAGUAAAGUACAAAUCUGAAACCACAUCAAUGUAAAGCUAAGCGUAUGUCUUCGUUUUUAACUUUUUCAACCGUUUAUGCCCAUUUUACAAGGGUAUCACUGCUCACAUAGUAGUUUCAUUAAUACGCAUAGUCUCGUAUAUGCUUUUAUCUUUUGGAAUCUUACAGACAUUUCGCGAGAGGGAUGGACCUGUCUCCCCGACUCCAGAGUACGUCUUCUGAAUCUGUUUGCCCUUUCUUCCAGGCAUUCUUAAAUGAAACCUUUCGCUUUUUACUCUGAACCUUUUCUACUACAUUAUACAGGAUGUCCUUAGGAUUUCGACAUCAUUUGAGAUGUCCAUAUGGGAGUGGGUGUUCGGUGAAAAUCAAUGAUACCUACUAGGCCUAGUGGUGAACACAAGUUUUGUUCUACAAAUUUCUAUUAAAAUAUUGUAUGACGUAGUAAUUUUAAAACUUUCCGAAGUUAUUAUUCAGUGCGUGCUCCGCUUGUGACGUGGCACACAUCAAGCCGGUAGUCGGGUUCCUACUGCACUCGCUGCAGCAUCUCCUGCGUAACAGUUUUCAGAGCCUCAAUGAUUCUCACCUUGAGUCCUUCUACACGCGCGAGAAUUGGCGGGUGAUAGAGCCCUCCUUUCACAUAGUGUCAAGUUAAGUGAGUGUGGGGGCCAUUUCCAUAGCACGUUUUCUUCAUCAACAGCACGUCCGAUCCACCCUGCUGGCAGUCCCUUGUUGGGAUAUGCCCGCAUUGUGAGUUUCCAGUGCGGUGAAGCCUCAUGUUGUUGAAAAAUGACUAGAGAAUGUUCAUUUACCUCAAUUUAGUCAAGUUGCUAGUUCUGAAUCAUCGCCAGGUGGUUCUUGCUGAUUACGUUUUCCUCGACAAAAAAUGGCCAUGCACACAGUUCUUUGAUAUGGCAUAGAAUAUAUUCACUUCUAGUGAGUCAUUUUCAUGUUCACUUGUGACAUGUGGAUUUUCCCUGCAGUAAAUGCGAACAUGUUUCCUGUCCACUUUGUCACUCGUAAAAAUGUAGCCUUAUCACUGAAAACUAGACGGCUUUCGAAGUCGUCAUCUUCAGGUUUCUUUUGAAUAUAUUCACGGAACAUCUUAAAAUUUUGUCACCCGGCUCUAAAGUCUUCACACUCUAAAGUUUGUGUGGGGUUUGUUGCAAGCGUUUUCUUAUGACACGCCGGAAAGUUGAAUUAGGUAUCCAGGUUUCCAGACGUGCACUUUGCACAUAUUUCUUUGGAAUUUAACUAAACACUUCGGGUUUUGGUUUUCCACCUCUUCUGAAACUGCUGGCCGUCUCGACUCUUUUCCCAGUCCAAACAGCCUGCCUCGAGCUUUUUGAAUCUUCCAUACGGCGUUACUUACUUCCUGGUGGUUAGUUGUGUCAAAGCAGAACGAGUUAAAAAGACUUCUUGCUGCCGUUCCCAAAUUAUUCCUUUGAUAUCUAGCAAACCUCCAUUGUCUGAAUUGGCCACAGACCUUUUACCAAACCUCUGAAAGGCAAACUCUAAGAGCAUUCCGGCCCGUAAUCUCUAGCACUGAAAGGUCGCACGCCUACUCCAAAGAGGGAGAAGGUGCUCAUUUCGCACCUUUUUUCCAUCUGGAAGGACUGACUUUGACUUGACACCUAUAUACUCUCAUUCUAGUUUUCGCAUAAAGUUGGCUUUGAGGCAAUUAGUACUCCUGGUGGAUCUCACCUUUCGCUUCUGUUCUUCGGACGUUUUCGUACUCGUAAAAUGGUAUUGUGAACUGGUAUUGGCAACUUGGUCACAGGUUUAUGAUAAGUACCAAUACAUACGGAGUAUUCCCUUCCUCCGUUUUCUCAGGAUUACCUUAAAUAAAGUCAUACAACGGCAGGUUAUUCGUCUUUCCAAUUUCACCUUUUGACUUUUAUUUCGGACUUCCGAUUCUCGUCAAAACCUAUUGUGUAUGAAUUCUCUUCCGGACGGUCACUGCUCUUUCAAUAGCACACUAAUUGCCGAGGAUAUUUACUUAACUACUCGAAAGGAACCUAGCUAAAUGUUUGCUGAACCACUCUAUUUUAUGGCUUCUAUGAUAUAAACGAUUAACGUAUCUGCACUAUCGGAGAGGAAUACCUGUACAGUAGUAUAGCUUUUCGAUCCGAAUGAAUCGUAACCUUUUGCAUGUUUAAUCCUUUCCCAAAACUCAGCGUUUCUAUCCACCGUUGGAGACGGAGUAUCUUACAACUAACAGCACAUGUGAGAUGGCGGCGAAUACUGGUCAAACGAUAUGUACGGGUGGAAUUCAUGAUUGUGUCGACUCUCCCGGCGGUCCCACCUGCCGCAGCAAGAUGCUGGCAGCCAGCACAGCAAACCACCAACUUGGAAGAGUCAGCGCAGGUGAAUGCACGUGAACCUGACAAUUGCCUCAUCUGCACUUUCCUUUUUACCUUCCCACUGUUUUUUCUCUGUCUUGUGUGUCCUUUGUCGGCGAGCUAAAUUACAGUAGGUGGGCUAACUCACGAAAUGUCAACCGAAAUUCCGGCAUGCGUUUUCGUUUCGAAAAGAUUGAGAGGGUUAUAAUCGACACGCAGCGUAAUCCUAUAAUAAUUCAGUUACCUCAGGAUGCCGGACUUUCGAGCGAACUUCUUUUCGGCUGCAUGCAAAAACUAUUUUCUGCAAAAAAAUGAUUGGUUAAGUAGCUUGCACUUUUCUUAUUGAUUUUCGAUGCCCUUAAAAAUUUAAUUAUAUUUCAUGGGAAGCAUGCACAAAAAUAUUCAUUCUUUUGCUCCCUCUGUAGAAAAUUACGUCCUCUUCCAAUAUCGUACUCGAAGGAGGGCUAUAAUUCGGUUUUAAAGAAGUUUCUAAUUGUGCUUUUUAAUAUUGCGAAAUGGACUUUUAUAAAACGUCAUUUCUCUUCAUUUACCAGUGUGGCUUGUAAAGUUAACAAUAUGGCUCAUAUCCACCGUCAAAUUUUAUGAGCCCCAUAUAGUCUCCUCUUAAUACCGUAGAGAAAUGUAUGGCUUUCCGUACGCGGAAAGUAUACGCCUUGUAGUUUGGAGACCCUAAAUGUAAAUGUAAGGGCAGGUCGGGUUCACAAUUAUUCGGGAAUCGUAAAAAUUUUUGAAAACCAAAUUAUGCCUUUCCUUCGAGUACAGUAUUGGAAGAAGACGUAAUUUUCUACAGAAGGAGCAAAAGAAUGAAUAUUUUAUGCAUGUUUUCCAUUACAUAUAAUUGAAUUUUUAAGGGUCAUCGAAAAUCAAUAAGAAAAGUGCAAGCUACUCAAGCAAUAAUUUUUUGCAGAAUAUAGUUUUAUCAUGCAGCAGAAAAGAAGUUUAUUCGAAAGCCAGCAUCCGGAGGUAACUGAAUUAUUGUACGAUUAUUCUGCACGAUGAUUAGUUUUACAACGCUACUGAAUUAAUCUUUUCGAAACGAAAACGCAUGUCGGAAUUUCGGUUGACAUUUCAUGAGUUAGCCCACCUACUGUAGGUGAGAAUGUCUGACGUGUGUGCCUUCACACGCCGUAUUCCCUGAACGAAUCCCCAACCCAAACAAACCUUUCCUGCGCAGAGUGCGAUAUGCAAUCGCUAGGGUCCCAGGAUAAUGCGAGUAGUCUUUCCACUCAACAAAAGUCGUAACGCAUAGUGGAGUUCGGCAGCCACCUAUGAUGGCUAAGCAGCCCUAUUUAGGGCUAGCACUGCUCAAUCCGUUGUGGUACCCUAAAAAUUUGUCGACAAAACAUGCCGUUGGCCAGCUGACUGUGGCUUGUGGGCACUAAAUGUUCGAUCGAAACGAAACAUCAAAACAACCAUCCUCAAACCCACGUCUCCAUAGACUGUCACAAUGACAACAUCGUCGCCCCCAUUAUCACUGAUUUCACCAGGAGCGGCGUGUCAGUUUUAACUCGUCUCCAACAUGACUGCAUUUUCGAAUCACACAUCGGCCUCGUCGGCCCCUUGCGAAUCAAUCGCAUGCGGCCAGCAAACCAGUGCCAGGAGUCCCAACCUGCACCUGUCCCUCCCGUCUCGCCUGCCACUGCUGCUCCAGGACAUUAGUUCACCGCAUGUGCCUACUUGACAAUAUGCUCCUUCGUGAAAGCCUUCAGUAAAACUAUGCAAUCAAGACUCCAUAAUCACACCUCGUCCAACCUGACCGUCGUGGCCGACGAUGUCCAUCGUCCUGCCUACAUGCACACAGACACACUCCACGCGAACUUACUCCACAAUGUGUGCAUACACGAUAGCUGUCUAUAGCACACCAUGCCUCUCCUACAGAAAGCAUGCUGUCCAUUGCCAGCGAUAAAGUGUUGGAAGAAGCGUCGCUGUCAAAACAUGCACGUAUCACUGAAGGUGGAAUCAUGUCCUUCGGUCUACCCUACCGGAUGAGUUAGGGCCCAGGUCGUCUGUGACACGCGUGGAUGGACUUUCAUCCACAGCACCAGACGACUGACAGACUUGAACAGUGAGCUAGUGCAUGGGAGAGGCAAGAGAGUGUAGGACCGAAACUAGGGAACCAAUUUCCACAACACACCAGAGCAUUUCUCAUGAUAGUAAAUCUGACACGUCUGAUUCCAUAACGACACGCUAUCAGCUGUAAAAGGAAAAAGGGCCGAGCUACGAUGAUUAAUUCAUAAUGUGACCUUUAUGGUGUUCUCACCUGUGUGAAAUCCGGUCUGCCCUUAUCGGAAUGGGGACCGAUUCGUGUGUGCGUGUGUGUGGCGCGUGCAGCAUGACUGUUUAGCUUCGUCAGCCACUGUGCCCACACCCGACUUCAGUCGUCCUGACCUUGUCCCAACAUCGGGGCAAAGUAGAUGAGGGAGGGCAGAGUACGGCAGAUGCAGCUCAACUCCGCAUGCUGAACAUCGUCGUUCGCGACGGCCGAAUUAUCGUGUAAGAUCUCCGGUUCUGGGCUUUUACUGUCUCACAUUCUUCACUUCUCACGUCACAGUCCUUUUGUUCGCUUUGCAUUUAGACUCGCUAGCGAGUAGAGACCCUAGUCCCGACAUGUGGAUAACCUGGAUCAAAAGACGCUUUAGACCGGCAGACCUAUGAGAAGUGACAUCUCGAGUCACGGCUUUAUGUAUGUAUCAGUAAACAGACAAACAGAUCGGCCAACGUAGUCCUUAGUAACAGGCGUGUGGGUAAGAAAUGAAAGAAAUUUUUUGUUUUGCAUAGUCGGCUGCGUUUAUUGGUUUCGCGGCAGCGUCAACGGUCGGAGCACAAUUUUCAGCCUCUAUCCUCUCAGCUUGUAACUAUAAAGCCUUUCAGUCCAUAUAACCAAGCUCGGAAUCUUAACUUCUUCUGCCUUAAACUUGAAUUCUGCGGCCGCACUAUUCUCUCAGUCUGAGUUAAUUGAGCUAGUAAACUCGCUUGCUUGUGAGACUGAUCAUCCUACCAAGAACCACGUCUUAAAAUUACACGAGGCAGUCACUCUGUACUUUGCUACUGUCAUAGGCGCUCUGAUCUGUUUUCCAUAGAUAAUAUACCCAUGGCUAAAUCUACGGUACACAUAUGAGUCACUUUUGCACUUUACUUGACAAUUUGUAAGUUGUGUGGUCGAUUACUAUUUGCGAUGAAACGGUCAGGACCCAAACAUUUUGCAAACAUGAAAGUACCACAGGUGUUCUCAUUUGCCUCUGACCUGAUACCUUAACAUUUUGAAUCGUUUUGUCUACUUUUUGGGAAUCUUUUUUAGAAAUAUACUUCAGAGACUUCGUGGAAAUGUAGAAUUUUGAAUCGGCUGCAGGGUGUAGAAGAUUAUAGCGCGUUCCAAACGAGACUGGUAAUUGUUCAGCUGAUUCUCAUGACAGACGCACAAUAUUCUGAACUCAGAUGCUGCCAUUUUAGCUGGAAGUAGGCCCAUCGACACAGAUUUUCGAUUGUUGUCAACUACUUGGAUCCCACAGGCUGCUUCCCAUGUCCUUGUUUUGAGUUGCAAUUCCUGAUCGCACUUCCGCUUUCCACUGGUCAAUGGCUAAUGGCCAGGACGCCACACGGCUCGACCCAAACUGAUGUUGUCCUUUAUGCAGAUUAGACAGAAGAGUAUGCCUUUCGUUGGUCAGAGCAGUCAUAUACUUCUAGGUUUGCAUUACAUAUGCACCGGUUUCUGUAGGAGAAGGACUGCUAGGACUAUUAAACCUGUUGAUCGCAUGGAGUAGACUCCCUGUGGUUGGAGCAGAAGUUACCCAAUUUAAAUUACCUCUUGAAUGUUCCCUAAUGAAAGUAGUUCGCCUCUUUAUUCCACAAUGCUUUCUAAACAGAACGACGAAUUCGAUUUCCCUCUGACGGAAGUUUCGGUUAUGCAAUACAAAUAUUUUUAUCAACCAGUGAAAUUCACUCAUCUUUGAAUGAUCACUUAGCAGAUCUUUUUCCGCUGUCUUAUCACAUAUCGUCAUCUGUUUUCUCUGAAACGGCCUGUGCUUUUGGCUCAAUUUCAACUGCCGGUAGGAGCAAACGCAUCUGGGUGUUUGGCUCUAUGUACCUGUUUUAUUUCGCCUUCAACUAAUUAUAAUGGCUAGUGUGCAUUACGAACGAGAUUUAUACUUAAGAACUCAUUUGGUGGCUAAAAAUGGGAGGUAGACUACCUUCGGUAACGAUAUGGAGAAGGAUUCCACUCUACUGUCGGCAUACUGGGGAUCGCGUCAUACGUGAUUGACGAUAAGGGUAGUUUUACGGGUGCGGUAGCACACUAGACAACAAGCUGACAAAAUGCAGGAAAACACAGAAAUUGUUUGGGUUUCACCCGAAAGACUCUUCGUACGCCUUCGUAAGACAACGGAAAUGAGCGUGGCAAUUAAAAGUAAACUAAAAGUAAAUUUCAAAAAAUAAAGGAGUUUGAGUGAUUGUUUAAAUUCAUGUGAAGUGAUGGUUAUUGGCAGUGUAAUAUCUGCAGAGGCCUGUGAAUGGAUGCCCAGAUAAAAGCCCAUCUGACGUGAUCCAUAGUCUGCCGUCAGUUAAGUGGGGUCCUUCUCCAUACCGUUGCCAUAUCUUCAAGCGAACGGCCGUAUGCUUUGAUGAAGUCGCUGCAAAUCUUAGAUUACAGGGCUGCUGAAAACCAAAUAAUAGUUAGUACGUUCUUUCAGGCCAUGGACAAAGACAGAGUUGUCAGAUUAGAAAAUCACUUUUACCCACACCGACUAGUCGUCUUUUUGACCGGCCUCCUGUGCCGACUUAAGCAGCUGCCUGCAUUGGUAGGCCUGCCCCUCUGUGCGCGUCUUAAACUAUACGCGAUUGAACUCGAAAACGUUAGUGCUAGUGCGUGAUUCCGCCAUUCAACAUCGUUACUGUUCUGCGACUCCAGGAGACGCGUUCUACGUUCAGUGGUAAGCAACCUUGCGCCUGUGUGAACCUGCGCGUAUGCUAAUCCUUUGAGUAAAACCGGGACAACAAAUGCCCAUCCUCAGUUGCUCAUUGGUUGGCUCUGCGUUGCCUCUUUUCGUCCGUCUUAUCCGAAAGGAUUCAAAACGCCGGUUUUCAUCCUUGAGAAGUUUAAACAAAUGCUGUUAGGUCUGCUGCCGUACAUUAAACCAAUUCCGAAAUUUUACUAUCCGACUUUUUGGCACAUUUUUUUGCUCUUUGUUGCUGUUAUCAGCAAAUUUUGCUAUUACCCAGAUGAACCUACUUCGCCCUCAUUUUAUUUGACUUUCUUUAUGAUCACUGGACACUAGGACCAGUCAGCUUUACGAGAGUAUGGGUGCCGAACAAGUCCAACACGCUAUAAUUUUCUCCUAUUAUUCUUUUCUCAGACUCGAAGUAGGCGAUUAAGGUUUGUGCUCGCCUUCCUUAGUGACGACCCGCGGUUUGUGAUAUGAAGUCAUUUUUAGCAAAACCUAAUACUUUUUAUUUGCCAGUGUUCCCCUUAUUUUCUCUUUUUGCUAACUACGCUGUCGAUGUUCAUCGGUGGUCUUAAUCAGGAAAGGCGAACCUACUGCCCAUACAAUCUGAAGCGUUUAAUGGGCCACUGCGUUGACAACCAAUUGCGAUGGCUUCUGUGUCUAGCAUCUUACUUGUUGCGAUUGUCUUGGUCGAUGAGUGUAUAAAGCACUACUACAUAAACGUGUCUGUAAUAGAUUCUUUUUUGCCUUUAGAUUCCAAUCCUGACAUGCAGCUGCUUCUAAGAAAAGCGGUAAGUUUCUCAAAUUUCCUGCCAUUUAUGUUUACUGCCGCUUUGCUUUAAGGCGACGGACAAGAAUCUGACCUAUUUGUUGAGCAGCUCAACACCCAUUCUCUACAGUAACGCCGAAAAGUGGAUAGAUGCGCUCGGUAACGUUUCCGUGCAGUCGGUCAACAAACCCUCUUCGAGCUUGUUCAAGUAAGUACUCUAUCAUUUAGCGUCUUACUGAAGUAUCCGUGUAACCCAUUAAGUCUGAAUAUUGUGCUCUUAAGUAUUUUCUGAAUUUCUUACCCUGGGGUUGUUUUUAAAUGAUCCUGCGAUUCUUUCGUAACUUUGCUCCUUUACAUAUGAAAACUGACUCCCUUUAUUAGCUUCUGCGUAAGUCUUGUUUCAUAGCGCAAGUAGUCAUUAAGCUCUUUAAAAGUCGAGCAGUCGUUUGAUUGUCUUGCAUCUGCGAAAUGUCGCAUUCAUAAUUUAGUAGACCGACCUAUACAAGCGCACUUUUUCAAUUAUUAAUGGUCCAGCCAGUAAACUACUGCGCGACUUACACUGCCGCUGGUAGGUGGUUAGUGGGCGCUGGGAAUGGUGUGCACCAGUUAUUCUUUAGGCUGGGCGACAGAAGGGGAGAUGUUAAGGCCUGUGCAAAGGCAGGCGAGGCAAGUAGGCGAAGAAGGGUUGACGUCCGUAUUCACAGAAAAAGAGAGGAGAUAGAAAUAGUUGAUGGCGGUUGAUACCGCGAAUUACCUUUUCUGACGAUCUGUCUGUUAUGGUCUGCAAUCUCGGUUAACGGGGUGGUCGAGUUCGCCUUCGGCUAUUGAGACUGUAGGUCUCUGACAGGGUUCCGUCGACGUACAAUAGCAGCUACGGCUGUUGCAAAUGCGCGCUUCAGUAGGUUUUUGCGACCUCCGCCUGAAGGGCGCAUUUCAUCCCUCUUACUCGCAUGAUGAUUCAUUGUUCUGUAUUGACGUGUUGGUGCCUGCUCCAACGGGGCUUAGAGUGUCAUCCUACACCUGCCUCGAGAACUGCGCUAUCUGUCAUAUUCUGACGAUUUUGGCCUUGAUACGAGUACUGCUUAUCUAUUCCGCUCCAUUUGUAGCUGAUCAGAGUAAAUCCCAGUCGAACCCCUUAAGCCUACAGCUUUGACUGUUUUUUUUACCUAGACAUAUAUUCCAUAUCUUAACUACCCAUAUGCAUAUCACGGGUUGGUUUUUGGUGCUUAUGAUGCACUCCUAGACACUCCGUAAGGUUUAAUUUACACGGAAUCUCUUCCGAUGUGCUUCAGCUCUUAUUGCUGAAGGACUAUUCAAAGGAUUUUUUACUUUCCUAGUGGUAUUCUGCCGGGGAUGACAACUGGUGUUUUUGGGAUGUGAAGGAAUGCUACGCGCUUGCGCGUAGCACAGAAAUGUGCACGACUGCUGUUCAGAUUCACGAAACCUUCGUCAUUUAUCCCGAGGAUCGCUUGCUAGGAAUUUCCGGACUAAUUAUGAUUACUGAGAUAUCAGUUUUUGGGCAAACUAGACGGAAGGAGGGCGCUCCUUUCUACUGCAAUUUGACAGUUGGAUAACCAAAAUAGUUCUAAGUUUAAUCGGUUAGGUUCGGCGAACUGGGUAUGGGUGUUGCCUUGCAUGAUUAAGUUCGAAACUUACGAUAAAGCAACCACUAGGCUUAGAACGGUAUAUUUAUAAAAUUAGUCAAUAAUCACUCCCGGCUAUUCAGGGUGCUGUACGUUUCUUGAAUGACCGUCAGGGCAAAGCCUUCUGCAUCGCAUUGCUUAAUAUCCUCGUCUGCAUGAAGGUGGCACGCCAAUCGUACCUGGUGCUUUGAAUCUAACUGCGAGUUUUUUGACAACACAUUCAUACUAAUGGUAGAGGGCACUCACCGAUCGUUCUUACGGGACUCACUCGUUCCGUUGUGCCUUACGGGCCCUCUCUCGAACACAACCAGCAGCCGCAAGGCGGCGCAUGAUAUAGGCAGAACGAUCGGCGAGUGCCCCCCCUACCAUUGUAUAUUCCCGAUCGAAACCGACAGGACAGCAAGGCGGUGGAAUUCUAACUAACAGGUUGAGAGUUCGAGCCCCAGGUGCUCUACACCUCGGGGUUGGCUAGAACUGGCUGACGACGGCUAAUUAGCUGGAAGUGGCCAUUCCAGUCUCCCUUGUCUUUGUCGGUAAUAACAUUUUACAUUCGCAAUUGGUUUCCGUUCAGUUGCGUCAGCGUUUAGGCAUUGCUGGCAUUAAGUUCUGCCCUGGCAAAUAGACAGGGUAUAGCGGUAGAAGGAAGGUUUGCGUUCCAUCGGGACUAAAGGAAAGCCUGACCAGAAGGAGCAAGGGGGUGGAGGCAUUGGUUAAAAUGUUGGCGCGACAAACCCUUUUUCCCAAUGUCUCCGAUUUUGGACGGGUCGUGGACCACCGCUCCACUGGAGUCAUAUAAACGCAGUGGAGGAAGGAGAAAAUUAUGCGCGCUGCACGCGCUGAGAUUCGCAAAAACGCAAAUGGUGGAGUUGGCAUCAUUUUGGCCGAAAUCUUGGAUGUCUAAAACCGAAUACUGCUGCGUCCCAUGCCUCGCAAUGAAUCACCCAGGGGUGUAUGUGCAAAAUUUUCAUACGUUUACUGUCCAUUGUCUGAUUAGAUAUACCCCAUACCAGCACUGACUAUGGUAUUAUUUGUCAGUAGAACAACACACUGUUUACUUGGGAAUCAGCGUUGUCCUCUCCAUGCAUCGACACUGUCGACCUAGAGCUAACACCUGGUGGCACGGUGGCAGUCGCUGUUUCAAUCCGCAGUUAUUGAUACGGAGGUUUGCUCAGCCUGUAAAUUGCGAAAUAUUAUCUUGUUUCGUCUUCCGCUCGCCUUUAGUCUGAAUUUAAGUUUGUGCGCCCACUUUCAUUUUUGUCCCGGCAAAUCCAGACAAUGAACUAGGGGUGCCUUCUUCGAAAGAACACUCCAAAGCCUUCCCAAUUUAGGGGGUUUGCCGUACGGUAGACAACAUGAUAACAAGAGUUCUGUGCCCCUUGUUUGGUUGAAUUCAAAGAACUUUCAGUCCCUAGAGUCACUCCUAACACAUUGAAGCCGUUGCACUGUAAUAGGACGUCCGUCAUUUAUUCUUCAAUAAUAUCAGCAGACCGCAUCCAGUUUUGGCAAUACGCAGCCACCUUUAUUUCGCUCUACAGGCGAACUACUUUGAUUCCUUUUUCUUAAAUAACAAUAGCAUAUUUCUGGCACUUCCUUAGAGUACCCCACAACCGGAAUAAUUUUACUGAGGACUUACGCCGGAACACUCGCGAGGUUUACACCUAGGUUGUUGUGUGACGCGACUAAAUUAACUUAGGCAAAUACCACAUUCAUUUAUCUUCACAAGUCAAGAACUGUCAUUUUUUCGACUCGAAGCCAUCGCCGAAGCUGCGUGGAAUUUAAAUGGGCGUCGAGCCGCCGAGGUAAGUGCUAUAGUGGGCUUAUGCUUUGCCACGAAGUGCAGUAUGAAGUUGCAUGGUGUGCCCAUAAUCUGGUGGAGUUAUCUGGCUUGCGCGAUUGUCGUAGGGUGGCAGUGCAGACAGCUGGAGGUAGAUUUCCCUCGCUGGCCGCUGCCAGUUAACCGAUGGUGAUGAGUUCUUCACUUCGCAGGCUGCAAUGCGCUACGUGGUUGAACGAUAUUGCUAUGGUUCUGCUAUCGUUCCAAACAGUAAACGUGCUUUGGGCAUUGGGAGUCGCCUCUCGCAUGCUCCCAUCCCCGCUCGUAAAUGCGACUUAAUUGUUAUCAUUCCAUCAGCAUGCGCUCACACGUCCGUACUCCAAUUUCGCGCUUCACGCAAUAUUAUCUUUGGGGCAUCCACCUUACUUUUGUAUCUCGCAGAGAUCCAGACGAUGGCUGCUUCGUUCUCAGCCAAGGACUAUUUCUUCAGCCUAUCAGCCGCUACCACCAAAUGAGUAAUUCCUUUUAGCCUGACCACUGCCGUAAGAUUGGUUCUCUUCUAAGAAUGGCGUGUGUCCUAAUUUCCUUGGUUCGAAAUGUCAACUUACGAAUGUAUUUGACGACUAUAGCUACAAGGGUGUCCUCUCCUUAGUGUGGUAGUACAUUAUUCACCUCAGCUUGUUUGGAUUAGCAAGAUUUCAGAAAACCUGGCUGAUUCUCCCGCUUCUUUUGGCUAGCCUGUAUCACAUACUUUGCCUUGUUUACUCUCUUUAUGCAACCGCAUUCUCAGAAAAAUCGGUGUCCUGUGCGCAAUUUAUGCCAAUUGUGUCCAGAUGUAAUGCUGGCAUUUUAUUACGUUUUGUCUUAGCUGAUUGCUGCCGUGAACGUGUCGUUACACGCUAACAGGCUCGUCUUGGUAUCGCUAACGCUUCAGUGUACCGAGGCUGUCGGUCGUGUUCACUCAGUGGCCUCGAUAUUUUAUGUCCUUGGCUGCCUAGUCAAAGCAAGCAAAGUGAACGGUGUUGUGGGGGAUUUCGCUCUGUGGGGCAGGAGGCUAAAAUCCUCUCAUUACGCAGCCUUUCAAUCACAAACUGGUGCAAACAAGUUACGCAAACAACUGCAACAGGGGGGUCUGGUCUGUAUGCGAAGUUUUCGUACAAACAGCCUUGGCGUCGAUAGCCCGCUGGUGGGGAGGAGGGAAGUCGGAGUUGCUUGUUUGUCUCGCCAUUGCGCAGACUCACUUUUUGCGACGCCUGAAUGGUUUGGGAAAUGGGUCGCUUUUAUUGAUUUCAUUCGUUCUCUGCCUUCCUGUUGGCAAGCUGCCUUGCCGGGCUUGUCCCAUUUUUGACGAUAUGUAGGCAGGUAUCUACACAAAACUUACUGUGGCCUUUUUCUAUGCAUAACAGUUUCUUAUUGAAGCGCGCACAUGUGUAUACGAAUGUGGAUUUUGUGUGUCCAUGUUCUCGUUGCACUCAUUUAAUGGGUGACGGGAGACGGUGAGGGGUUACAGCAUUACCGGUUAAAUUGUCACUGCUCUAUGAUAAGUGGUCGAUCUGUGGCCAAGUCCUUUCCCCAGUUGAUUAAACAAUUAAAGUUAGCCGUUGUUAAAAUUCGGCCAGUUACUUUGGUGGAUCCAAGCUCGGGGAGUCAUUGGCAGGGUUUCCCUCGCACCCUGUCCUCGCGUAAUCCCGAUAACUACGAGACCGACUGCAAGUUUUUUUGCCAACACUAGUUUUCCUUGUAGUACACAGUUACAUAUGUGUAGGUGGCCUCGCGCUAAACUCCAGUGGAUUAGAGUUAAGGUUAGAGUUGGAGUUAGGUUUGGGAGGGUUAGCGUUGGGGUCAGAGUUAAAAUUAGUACACGGGAAUUGGUACCCCCGGAAUUUGACACAAUGCCACGUGUGAUAAGGGCGGUACGUAUAACCUUGUCCACCUGUCUUUCCUCAUCCGAAAAGCCCCGAUUUUUUGUUUUGUUUAUUUUUUUUUAUCAAAUCUUCAUCGAAUUGACCGCAGUUUAAGAACGGAAUUUUCUCCAUAAUUUCAGGCUGACAGUCAUCUCAGCAGUUUUGCAAAGUCUUACUUUAUGCAUUUUCUUAUUGCCUAUAUUUGUUCGGGUACCUCAUCUUUUAUGAAACCGUAAAUGCUGUUGGGUUCAACCUCGAACCCAUUUAACUGGUUUAGCCAUGAUAGUUAGCAAAAGUUUGAAUUAUCGAGUCAAGUAACACCGGCGAACAAACAUCUGGAAAAUCAUUAGAGUUCUGAGCAGUUUUCGUCUGGAAUUUAUAGUAGCUGGAAUGUUUUAUCAGGGCAGGUUCCAACUUUCUCUAUCCCGUUCCCAUGGCCGGCCUUUAGAAGAUAUUCCUUCAAUUGAUUAAUACAGCCUUAUGGGACUCUUCGCGUAGUUUCGAAAAAUUCCCCCUAUCGAACAACAGGCAUUCAAAUAUUAGCGAAAACGCCAUCUCCAGUUAACCCAAAUGAGCGAAUUCAGCUUCACAUCUUUAGGCAAACAAGAAACCUAUCGAAGAACGGAUGAGAGCUCUGAUUUACGCAGUGAUCUAACUCAGACCAUAGCCCAAAACCCGUUUGGAAUUUAGUGCAGGACCGCCUGUAUUACUGGGGUCUAUAUUCCCUAGCUUUGUCGGUAAAUUAAAGAAGAAACAAGACCAAACUUCAACUCGACAACUCUCUCUCUCUGCGUUUACUAAAAACUCCCAUCCUUUCUGGCUUUACUGAGAACGCUCUGUUUGCGAUACGUUCACUUCAUGUUUUUAUUGCUACCUCAAUUGCCCCACGUAGGCACCUUUAAGGCGCAGACGCAAAGCAUCUUCUUUAAAAGGUGAGCCUCACGGUUAAAACCCACGCUGUGAGAGGGACAGCAUUUGAACUAUCCAUCUUUUAGAAGAUAGUUUUUGAAAAUUAAUUUGUUUCUACUUUUCUUCUUCUUGUAACUGGGCAUAUGGAUAUAAGUAGGCGGGCGCAUUAAUAGGGGCCUGGAAUAAACCCCAAGUUCUUCAUGAGCGGGAAUAUGACGGCCGUUAUUUGUGGAGCUUUCGAGCGAGCUAUUUAAAUUAGACCGAAUAGUUGUUUAGUUCAUUUUUUAAAAUAACUUUUUGCACUAGUAAUUUCUAAGUAUACAGCCCAGAAUGAUGCAGAAAAAAUCAUUUGUUAUACUCCUAUUGCAGCAAUUUACACGUUUUUAAGCAUUAUCAUCUUCACGUCAUGCGUCUUCUGAUUUUGGAAGUGUUCGUAACUGACAAAUUCUUGGGCGCUUGCAUGCAAGGCCAUCUGUAGUACAGGGGGGCUCCUAUUCCUUUGUCCUUUACCGGUUUUGUGAGAGAAAACUCUGAAGAAGCUGAGGCUUUUGCCUAUCGGAGUGUUCUAUUCGUCACCCGUUUAUUCCCCAUCUUUUCCAAGUGGUUUACUUAUUUCGUGCCGCAGAUUUUGUGAAUUUUCCGAAGUUUACAAAAAUCUUCGCCAGAAGUUUCUGUAAAGUGGCUUGGCCAACAUGAGGUCUUCGUAAUCCUUACGCCGCACCAAUCACGUGCAUGGUCCAGCGUGCUGUACUGAAAUGCGGUCUGGUGACUUGGACGCCGAUUUUCUGUGCACUUACUGCGUGACGUGCUGCAGCCGGUCUUGAGGUAUUCGGUCUCUAUGCCCAGGCGUAAUAAGGGUGUUUUGCGAAUAUUUAUUUAGAACUGUGAAGCACGCAUACUAUCGAUGCAGGGAAUAUAGAUCAUGAUAAUCUCUGCGUAAUAACUGGACACCGUUCUGGCCCCUGUUCCUUAGUGGUCACAUCCACUUGUAAAUUCUGUUUAGCGCCCUUGUUCCAACCCUUACACGCGUGCUGUUGCGAGCAAAAUACGGGGCGUGAUGCUCAGACAACAGCCACUUACGAUGUCAUUUUCAGUUAGUUGGACCCAGUCUUGUCAAUAAUUCAUACUGUGAGAGGGAAGAGGUAGGUGAGACCGAUCCGCUCGCUAAUGCGUGAGUUCUCACGGCGAGUUAACUGUCGCGGCUUGGAAGGUUACAAAGUGACACGAUAACUCAGUCCUUGGUGUUGCUAGCCGAGUGUAUAAGACCUGGGUCUUGUGUGUGGAGGGACCAGUAAGAUCGCGCCAUACGUGGUGGAGAACUUUGUAUCAAGUCAGUCACCGCGCCUAGGCCCAUCUUUAGUCAUCCUACCCUUGUAUUGUUACUGGAAUAUGAUGCCUUUCUGAAGAGAGUGUAGUUGGUGCAGCGCCUGUCUCCCUCACCUGUGAUUCAUCUCAGGCGCAGACCACCGUCCUUGCCUGGGCAAUGGUAUCCUUCACGUAAUUUUAAGGAUUACCUGGACAGUAGUUUGGGCCUCCAAUGGCCUCUGUUGUGUAACCUAUCUCUUUUUAAGUCAUGCCACACCGGUUUCUUCGUGCCGAACAUUAAAUGGGCCACGUAUGCCCCCAAUGUAGACCUUGGCACGUUGCUCUAGUGGUUGGCAGACAUUUUCUGUGCACUAAAUAACUGUCUGGAAUACCAUCAUGGGCAGUAGUGAAAAGUUGGUGUGACUGGUAAAAAAAAACUUGUUCUUUGUAUCAAGUAGGAGCGUCGUUCACCGAUUUAUCCUGACGGCCGGAAUAAGGUCGUUCCAUUUCCACUGAAGUUCCGCAUAUGGAGUCCUUGCGAUUGCGUUUGUAUAAAUAACCGAUAAGUGAGGGCAUCGGCCGGCAACUCUGUCCUGUUUAUUGUAGUCAGCUCCCCACACCCUAAACACAGAACUGGAGUGCGUGUGGGUUUUAAAUCGAGUGCAAUGGGUCUUUGGACGAUGCUUUUACUGACCUAGCGGUCUACGGCUCUUCGCCUUCUCGGGGACAUCCAACUUAUAAAUUGGCAGACAACGUAUUGUUGAAACGGCUAAUCUGAAAUCUCUGCUGCAACAUAGGUUUAAGGAUGAAGUCAGCCCGGAAAAUCUGCUGCAGUCCAUUGAUUUCCUCCUUAAUCUGCACACGCAAGACAAACGCUCCGGAUCAAAGAUGAGUCAGGAGACACCAGAGAUCGGAGACAUCUCUGUUGAUCGAGGAAAUACCACCGCGCAACCUCAUACAUCUACUGCCCCUCUCCCUGCCUCUGUCAUCGUUCGGGGUGCAUUAGCCCUUUUCAAUCUAUACUCGACCCUUUCUGCUUCGAACGCCUCCUAUCCAGCCCCAUCGCAGGAACACCUGAACGAGUUCUCAAUUAGUCGGAAUGGGAUCGAACUGCGGGUUAGUUUUGCCAAUUUCGAAAGACUUCUAUGUUACAUCUCACUAGUAACAACCGAAGAUCGAUGACUGAUUGACGCCCUCUCGUUGCCGCCUAUCAAUUCAAAACGAAUCCUUUCAGGAUCGAGGCUAUAGUUCUUUGUCUUUUCAACUUUUCCCACGCACUUGCAGCUUAUUUCAUUGUGAGCCCCGAGUUGAGAUGCGUCUCCUUCGUAUCCCUAUUCACUGUCGAAGUUUUCCUCUAGUUUACAUGCCUCCAGAUCCUCUCGACCUUCCGACUUUUCCCACCCCAAGUCCCUAAUUUAUUUUUUGUUUACAUGGAGGAAAUCACUUUCGGGGCGAGGUUGGUCUGCUAAGGCUUCUCUUGGAGUUUUUUCAGACUAUUGCAGCUAGAACACUGAUGCCUCCAGAGCCCAUUUAGAAGUCGUAGAGUUAUGUGUGAUGUCUGGAUCUAAUUAUUUACUUUUUAUAAUGACCACAGUCCCAUUCUGUACUGCCUGCUGUUGUAGAUGUCUUCCAUGACAAACCGGGAUUAUUUCCUUUCGGAAUUUUUACAGGCAUUACCCUUUAUCUAAUAAGGGAAAGACACUUAUGGGAUCAAUGCAUUGCGUCUGACUGAUCUUCGAAUGGAAAGGAACGUCUCCACUUUCACAGCUGUCUAAUAAUCAGCUACCAAUUAGUACCACGCUUCCGUUUUCUAUCCUUGAGCUUUUGUUACGCAUAAUGCAAAUUUAAGGAGCUUUGUUUCUUUAUCAGCGUAUUCGAGCGGAACAGGGAGACGCCUCAGGUGAACACUACCCAAUCAUCAUUCGCGAGCUCUCAAACAGCUCGGGUAAGUAAAAGAAUCGAUUGACUCCUGCAAAAGGCCCGACUCAUAGUGUGUAAUUAUUCUUGCCGGCAACUUCUUCACGACCACAUGCUUUCACGUACAGGAUACGUACAUAUAGUUGCUGUGUGCUGCUCACUUAGCACCAUCGUCGAGGUCUGCCUGUAAAGCCUUUGCGCGCCGCAACCUCGAAUGACCCAUAAAUGCGGAGUUAGCCAUGACACUGCACACUGGACGCGAGAUUUUCGGUGUGGCCCACCGUCUACGAAGCCAUAUUUGCGUGGACUCGCAUUUAACUUGCUAUUGGCCGAGGACAUCCCAUCGGCUGACGGGAUAGUCAUGGAACCCUUUUUGAAAGUCCAUAGGUUGAUAGUUAUGGAGGUAAGAGGACCAUAGACUUAACGAAGUCCUAGUUAAUAUGCACACAGAAGCACACUUCCAUUGUAAACACUGAGAAGCUGGACGGCGAUCUGAUUUUUGGCGGAUAGUUAUUUAAAUGGAAGAUAAAAUUAGAGGGAAAAAGAGAACGUUUGGAAGUACUGCGAAGGAUUGAUGGAACGACCAAAGAGGGAUUAUGAGUGUUGUUAUGCAGAACAACUGCGAUAGGGACGUUAACAUGUGGAAGGAUGAGACUUGAAUAAAUACAUCUAUUACUUACGUAAGUAUGGUAGUCACCUGGUGAGUUCUAGACUGACGGCCUCCAGUGGGGCCUUGUAACAGAGAUGGUUACAGCGUUAGCUGUACUUAAGCCUUCUCCUUUCUGUGGUGGGUUCGAAUCCCACCGAGGCACCCAGUUUUUCACAAAUGAGUUAAAGUAAUGUGCGAACUGGUAAGCAAAGAUCCACCUCAAGCCCUCUAGUACAUAGCAGUUAAAGUUUGGCUACUUCAUAAGCGCUCUGUUUAAGAAAUUCUAGGUUCAGCUUGGUAGGAGCGAUUUGAGUGAAAGUCUCUGACCGUUCUCGUUUACACUAUGCCUUGAAGCACACUACUUGUGAGCGACCAAGGGGUGGGAUAACAAGGGCCAAUUAGAAUCUUCUGUCAGCGUUCGGACGAACAAGGCUUAAUGAAAUCUAUUAGAGGACGAUUGUUGUCCAGAUCGCCUGUAUAGUACUUACCAAAGGCUUUGCCACUGCCUCUUCUUUGCUACGAAUGCAAGUUAUGAGGUUAGUCAAAGUCCGGUGGCAUCUGUGAGGUUAUAAACCCUGUUGAGUAGAGGCGAGAAGUUGAUUGACCAGACUUAUAUUACGAAUUUUAUUGGAAAUUUUUCUUUCAGGUGCGUGAUCUGCAUGUUUUUUUAGGAGUUCCAUUUUGCACAAAGCGUUAGUCUAAGCUGCUAACUACCGCAUUUAGCAAUUUUAUUCGUGCUGUAACUAGAGAAUGGAUUUCAGUGAUUGUCGCACAUGCUUCGGUUUAUGAAGGGGAAGGUGGUCGGCUUUAUUGGGUGUCGGUUUCAACUUUUUCUGCGAACAGUCGUUGGCAACCCCUUUUUUCACCAGUAGUUCUCCUCAAAUGACAAUUGAACGCAAUUUUAAAGGUUUUUUUCCGCCAUGUGGAUUGUCUAACUUUUUUGAUGAACAUGUGCGCUUAGAAUUUGUUACAUCAGGCCAGUUACUAUAGUUUUCGUUGAGCAUCAGCAUUUAUCUAGAGAUGGUGUUAUUAUGAUUUGGUUUUACGAUAUCUUCAUCCGGUUUCACUUCGGUUCACUGUGAUGCUUUCUGACUACGUAUCUGAUGUUCUUCCGUGUUAAGGUGAAGUGUUACUUAAUUAAAAUGACUGUCUUUUGAUUUAUUCGACGAGCGUAUUUCGCCAAGUUUGCGGACUCUACACAUGUUCCUCUGGUGACAGCUUACGAAAUAUCAUAUUUACUAGGAGAGUUUCAUAUCUUUGGCACAUUUUCUGACUUUAAAAGUUGUCUUGACUUUCCGUAGUGCUUUUUUAAACCCACUUAUGUUUUCAUGGCUGUUUCAUCAGAUUUGCCGACGACAGCGCUAGUGAUGACCAUAUCUGCAGAAAAGAUGCGCCCCUAUCUCAAAGAACCUGCUGCAGAAGGUGUCGCCGGCGAUGCUGAUUCCAGGCCUCUCCAAAGUCUCUCGAAACUUGGAUCGGACCUGUAUCUUAUCCGAACUUCGUCGCGCAACACGAUAAUGAGGCUGAAGCUGGCCACCUCGGAGGUAAUCCAGCCUCCUGCUUGCCUUCCGCAUGUUGUCAGUCUUUUUUGUUCUUGACCGAUAGAAUAUCUAUCAGCAGUAGCGUAGACUUAUAGUUAAUUACCAGUAAAAGCGAAGGGAGCAGUCGCGAAGAAAAAGACACGAUCAUCGGAACAAGAGCUUUAUUCACCCGCCGUUUUGGAUUCACACUCGAAUCCAUCAUGAAAAACUGAAUCAGGCAGGGGUAAUGUAUUGUACGGGUGCUGCAGUACUUAUGGGCAUGCAGUUGCUAUGCUGUCAAGCGAUUAUCGCACCACUCCCAUCUGCCCGCGAUGAGUAUUUUAAGACGCCAAUUUUGAUGGUCAUGCAGUGGCCUAGCAACUGCAACACCUGCACAACACCUUACCGUUGUCCAACUCUCUCUCUCUCUCUAAUGAUGGAUUCGAUUGUGAAUCCGAAACGGCGGGUAAAUGAAGUUCUUGUUCCGGCGAUCGUGUCUCCUUUCUCAUAUGGUAAAUUGGUUGUCAUAGUCUAAAAAUGGAUAAUUUGUACUGAUCAAGCAGGCGAAGCCUCGACUAGGUCUGAAGUUGACUGGGAACAAAUUAACAUAAUAGCUCGUCUGCUCUAAUUUUAAUUUUGACAGUAGAAACUAUUGUCCAUAUUUUUGUUUAAGUGUGAAUGGAUUUGGAGUCUAGUACUUGUUUGAUUUACCAGAUACUGCUGUAAGUAGAUCUAAUCUAGCCGCUUUCCGCGGUACUGCGAAUGGUGCUCCUCCAUCCGCGGCUCUUAGCUGAAACAGCUUUGGAGAGCGCAACCCAAUCUCUUCUCCAGCGACAGGACUCGAAUGCAGAGGGUCCAAGAACAGCCUUGUAUUUUAGCAGAAUAUGCUAAGCAAGAUUUUUGACAGACCUUAACCGCCUCCAAUUAGCUAGCAGCAUUGAACUUAUAACGACAGUAUUGAAUUAUGAGACGGGCGACGAAAGGUUUGCCAAGAUCACCUGCGUUGUCUUUAAUGGAUGACCUCGGAUGUAAACUUCACAAUGUCGCAGCAAGCGCGGAUUGUCAGUUUUCUUUACUCGAAGGGCAGGGCAGUUAUCACGCACCGAUGGUCAAAAACCGCCCAUUUUAACAUGACCGCUGUUACGCAUUUCAUCCUGUCCUCAGACCCUUUCAGACGGUAGUACAGCCACAAGAAACAGACAUAGAUAUCACUGGUCUUGGUCGACGCUUCAUCGGAUCGUUUUUCCUAGGUAGACCAUUUGAACUGAAGUAGACUUGGGUUCUCGCAAAUAGGUGCAGGACGUUCCUUUGUCGGUGGAAUAAGUCAUUUUCGAUUAGCUUUUUUCUCCACUGACUGUUUAUCGCUGUGGGGGCAGCAGAUCGGUUGAGCACUUUGCCUUAGUCAGGAGAUCUGUGCGUUGCUCUCUGAGUGAGAGUUGGGGAGGCGAGUGUUUCUCGUUUAACCAUUUUUGGCCAACAAUACUACUUCAAAGAAACUGAAAAUGUGUGCGGCAGGAGUUUUUGACGCGCCGCCCGUUUUUGUGUUCUGAUACUUCUCAAGGUUCCUUUGCUCAGCCUCCCGAUCCAAGUCUUUUAAGUUAAGGGCUGUCUGUAAUUACUUCGUCGAUCGUUCAGGUCCAACUGAUAAAAGCACUAGCCUUUGGUUUUUCUAAUUCAGUUGAAUGACGAUAUUCAGUUGGCGAGCAUACGUUUGCUUUCGAUAAAUUCUCGUAAGGCCAGCUUAUUUAUAUGGGAACAGUGUAGAAGCAAAACAUUACGGUGAUAAGAGAAAUCAAUUAAAAUUCAUCUUAGAGCACAGGCGGGUGUGAAAUAGCUAUUUUUCCGUAAAUUUGCGUAUUACUUCCGGCUUAUGAAAACGCAAACAUAACCAUUCAUUGAUUGGUGGCGGGUAUAGUAGACGACAUAAAGUCUGGCGUAGGUCCUCUUUUACAAGCUGCCAGAGUUUUUUGGAACCUAAGUUCAUGCUAUUUCCAUCUUCUUCUUCCCUUUUCUGCAUUCGCAACGCAUAUCAAAAGAAGAGAUAAAAACCAAACAGCUCCUACGUUGCUACAUCCGCAUCGUCUGCCCCACCCUUUGCAUUAAUCAAUGAAAGACUGCUUUGCCUGAUUAAAGACCACCCAAGACAUCCAAGCCUCCCUAUAAGGCAUCUUUAUUUGACAUGUAAUUCUGCAGAAAGUUGUCGUUUUAACAGUGCUUAUCUAUACCAUAAGCAGACCUCCCGUCGCAAGCAGGCUGCUAUGCCGCUGACCACACCUCUCGUUGCCUUUGGUAUCCUGCGAGUAGAGGACAGACACCUUGUACGUUCGCUGCCUCACCGUUCUGCGCUAAAGUCCUCAAGUUAUCCUUUUCUCUGAGAAUCGCCUUCACUACCUUUUUUAUUCCCCUGGAGCGCCCGCAUCUUCUCAUUUACCAUCCUGUUCGCUGCUAACCCAUUAACCGAGUCUCCCUCUGUAUGUCUGCACACCGAAUUUAGCUGUCAUAACAGAUUCAUACAUUCGGUACGGCUUUUUUCUACUGCUGUCAGUGUUUGACCGCAUCUGCACGCCGAAAACCCUUGCAAAAUAAGUCGCGUUUAGAAAUCCUCACGUUCUGUGAGUCCUUCAUAAUUCCUGUAAACCACUUACAGAACCCUGGUUGCUAUCUGUUCCAGUGGCAAUCGUCAGCCAAACUGCAUGUGACAUCUUAGCAGUGACAAAGUGUAGUGUCCUCAUUGUUUUGUUUAGGGCAGGAAUACAGUCUCUUUAAUAGUCAGAUGAGUUAUUAGACUACAUUCUUGCUCCAAACGAUUCAUGAAUUUGAUUCUUUACUAUACUGUGAACAGCCACUACCUGGGUGGUGUUAGUUACGUUGUUUAUUAGGAAGCCGCCUCUUUUAAUUUAGUUCGAACGACACUUCCGACAGUUAGUAACAACUCUUUAUUUGAAGUGGCACAGCUUUUUAUCAAAAAAUCAUCAACUGUUGCGUACUGCCGAUCGAUGGAAGGUAUGCCGGAUAUCAGCAAGCCCAAUUAUUCUUUAUAACCGGCAGGAAAGGACAGAUCACUUGACUUGGUGAUUUGCGGUUUCCGAGGUCUGAAAAAUCCUAUGCAAUCGAACUGGGGUGAUAGUGCUGCUCACUUUCCGCAGGACACUCUCAAUGUCUGUCUGGUUGUCUGACCUGACCUUGUGUGCGAGAUGCCUCACCGGUGUCUACUUAAGCCUCCGCGUCAAAUGAGGUGGGGUGGGCGAGGCGAUCAAGCAAUGACGUUAGUGAAAAACAUGGAAAUCCUAACUAUCCUUGAAAAGUGAAGUUGGACGUGCGCGACUGGUCUGCCUGGGCUGAUUUAUCUCUAAAAUUUGCCAGAUGCGGCGUGUUUCUGUAGCCAUUCAUACCUCAUUCACGCUUUCGCGUGCAUUCCUCCUCUCUACACUUCUCUCGCCGACGUUUUCCCAUGAUUUUUGACUUAUUUUGUAGUCGAAUGUCACGAUUUGAAACUGAGUCAUUUCAGUAGUAGUAAAAGUCCGAUUCCCGGGUGGCAUGUCAAAAGAAGAAGAGGCGUUCAUCGGGAGAGGCUUAUUGGAGGUCUGAAGUUUCGAGUUAUUUCGCCUGCUCAGUUUCGGAGAGUAGAAAGUGGUUCACACAGCUUUUAUUAUAUGGCGCACUUUGUUUGAUACAUAACCUGCCUAUGCCGCCUGUAUGGGUUGCAUGCGACCCGCAUUUCACCGCGUCCUCUGUCGCCCUCGCCCUGCCUGAAAUUUUCAAAGCGGUUAACUAUAUUUUGACUUACCCUGAAAAUCAGCCCUUCGAGCUAUUAUAUAUGCCGUUUUCGCAUCGGACGCCUAAAAUUUGCAUGCAACCCCAGUGCUUGUUUUAGCACUACAGCUUACGUAUGAGAGGGUAUUUACUAAACCAACUUUUUUGAGAACGAGGACUUAACCUGCAAAAGUCCACAAAGCCAUUCUCCUUGAAAAUUCUUGCUCUUUAGGCGCUUUCAGUCAGCAAAAUUUCAUGUAUGUGGUCCACUUUAAAGAACUUGAUCGCUUGGCUAGGAAUAAACUUACCUUUGAUAUUUCUUACGUGACCGACUUUCUUAAUGGCAUCCUCCGGAUCACUCAGUGACUGGAAGUAUCACCCAAACAUAAUUUUAAAAAACUUAAACUCAAGAAGCGUCGUAGAAGUCAUUGCGGCUUGCAUGAAAAUAUUCGACCGAUUGCUAGAUAGCCGGAGGAGACAGUCCACAAAUUGCUUCCAUUAAUCACUCGCUUGGUAGAGCAAUCAGGGGAUAUCCAGGCCUCUUGAACCUGCAUUGCUGUAUCAUCGCCUCGGCUCACGAUCUCAGCGACGUCGAAGUUGAAAAUGUCUCCCAUUUGCUGAUCGGAUGCAGCCAUGCAGGCGGCAUUGGCGGGGUACGCAUCAACGUGGGCCGUAUAAUGAGAUCUGAAGAUGAGUAGGCAAAAUUAAUAAUCGAGACGUCAGACCUCUAGUAAACCUCCCCGGUGAACGCCUCUUUUUCUUUUGACUGAGUCACUUAUUUGUUUGUUUUCCCGUGAACUAAUGCCAUUCGCAUUUUCUAUGCCAUGAAUACCACCCUACCACUUGUCCCGAAAAGCCUUGCAUUCGUAUGCUUUCAAAGGGUCCUCUCUGGUUGUGCUCAAAUGGAGCUCGGUUCUACAGCCUUGCAGAUCUAAUGCUUCGGUUAAUUUUCGAAAUAAGCCUAGAUCUUUCCCAUAUUUUACAUUAGAUAAAUAACAGUUGUACACUUAUGGCUACACGCAGGCUUUUAAGGAACAGUACUUCUGGAUUAUAAAAACUCGUUGUUGAGCGUAACCCUUUCUACAUAAGACUUAGGUGCACUGAUUGGUACUGGAUGCACGAUCAAACUGAGCCUUUCCUUCUUCCUUUGGGGCUGAGGGACGUCCACCAGCAAUCAAUAAUGGAGAAUUUUUUUCUUCCAACAAGAAUAGGGACAAUAAAGUUGCCACUUCUGACCUGUUUGCCGUCAUCAGCCAUCGAUACCCCAAUUUCGGGUUACACACACCCAGGAUUCUAAGCUCCACGCAGUUGCUCACCCAACAACGCCCUCGACGGUGCACUCACGGGUUCGCGCCGUGCCAAGUGAGAUCAGGAGUCUUUAGUCAGACAAAAGUGGGUGAUGCACCGAACCAUCCUCAUUACAGGACGGAAAUGAGCACUUCCUGUUUGCCUUGGGGCUGAGGCUCUACGACUCACACAGGCGAUAUCAUGGCGACUAGAAAUCGAUAGGGGAUAAAUUUACCGACAAGCACAGACACACUGAUACGAUCGUUUAUGGCUUAUUUACAGCCUUCAGCUAAUGGUAGGACAGUCCCGAACCGUCCGCCGCUUCCGAAUAUUCUCCAGCGCAGCCGACUUGACGUGAGCCCUCAGGGCAGCGGCGAGGGUGUCGCUCGACGACCCACCGACACUGGCUCGGACCUCAGUCGUGCAGCCUGCUAUUGAGGCAUCACAGACUGAUGUCGGCAAACUAGCCAGAAAUGCCCAUUCCAAUGUCCCUGUCUUUGUACCCGAAACUCCUGGAAGGUUUGAAUUACCUAAUGACAAGAAAUAGCCGACAGACGGAAGGGUCUCUCGUCUUACGUGACGCACAGAAAAUAUCAACUACCAUUUCGGUCGGUGGGCCCACACCAGUGGCACUGGGGCAGGGCGUCCGAUGCGAAUUCGGGGAGUUGACGGCUCACUUCUACCCUAGGGCCACUGUCAAAUAAAGCGUAAGUAGUAGGCUAUUAUCAACAUGCACAGCCUUAGCGUCUGCCAAAUUGUACGUUGCGUUUCCCUCAGGGAUAUAUGAGCCGGCGAGGUAUGUUUUUUACCAGGACGAACUCUUUGGACCGAGGUCGUGCUGAUUUUCGGGUUAGGAUGUGGUGAGAUGUAUUGACGAGAGUUGUCAGAGAUAGAGGAAGGUUGUGUGAACACGUAGAAAUUUGCUCGACACGAUCCGAUCCGGAUCGAACGUUCACAAUGCGAACAGGUGAAUUACGGAAAGUCAACAAUGAAAUUGUCCCCCGCCCCCGUGACAUGGCUGCGGUGGAUGCGAAGGUGUCCCAGUUCAUGUUCCUGUCUGUCCCCACAUCUUCGUCUCUUCGUAGUCUUUUUUGCCCAUUAUUAGUGUGAUGGGUGGUAGCCGUCUAUUUUGCCUUGCUUCCAUUUCCUAACCUUUGCAAAACGUAGUACACCUAGCGACACUGUGUUCCUCCAUUUUUUGUCCUUAACCCUCUGCGGAAAGCUGCGUCGUUUUAUUAGCGUGAUGGGUGGUAGCCGUCAAUUUUGCCUUGUUUCCAUUUCCUAACCUUUGCAAAACGUAGUACACCUAACGGCACUGUGUUCUUCCAUUUUUGCCCUUACCCCUCUGCGAAAAACUGCGUCGUUUUAGACUUAAUUACUUCCACCAUAUCCGCGUAUAUUUUAGGAGCGUCAGGAGGACGUCGCUUGCCGAACCUGGGACGUGCUCAACACAAAGUAGGUUUGGUGCCUUAUAUAGGUUUUUAGCUCGUGUCAGCACAUAAUUUUCUACAUUUAACAUUUCGCAACCACACCUUGAGUUUUUCUUAGUUACCUGGUCUUCCAGAUAGAUGUCAUUAUUUAACAUUUUGAAAUCGGGCUCCGGAAAAUAGUUUUUAUGGGAUUUCUUCGGUGUGUGCGAGUUACUCAGUGUUUCGAGCUAUGUGUUCCUUAUUUAUUAUUUGGGAUUUUUGUUCAUCUCCAGAGUCUGUUGUGCGUGGUGUCACAUUUUCUAUUGAACACACAUCUUAGAGCUUACUGCGUUCUUCUGCGCUCACAGUUUGGGAGCCCUUCGCUGCCACAAGAUAAAUCAGUCAUCGCUUUUUGAUGGCAUAUUACAGCCGGCUAAAGGCACCAGGGGCAGCCCACAUACCCCAUUAAGACACCACCACUGCGUUAGCAUGGCCAAAACGUUAAUUGGUUGUUAGUUUCGUGGAUUUAUUUCGACCGACCUUUGAAUCAGCAACCGUAGUGGCAGUAAUUACAGUAGCCUUUGACGUCCUAAGGUCAUGGUUGGCGCGCUCCUUCGAGGACCGCUUGUUGCGCCCCACCCUCUUUUUCUUCCUCGGCGGAUGCCCAGGCUAUCGGGGUGCACACCGUCCCACAUCCUAGCUGGCCUCUUGAGCGACUUCUAUAUGCACCAGGUCAGUAGCAUUUGUUGAUGCGCGUAUCCCCAGUCGUGGUAAUUUUGGUGCCAUUUAUUUAUUCAUUGCAUACGGCUCGAGUAAGGUCAGGGGAGACUGCGCUGUUAGGGCCUGGACGUCGGCUCCGGCAAAAGUACACCUGCCUCGGUUCGCCCCUAUUUUAAAUAGCAGGUGAUUUCCUGCUGAAGUCCCGCGGCUUUUCAACCAGAUUUACCAGGUGACAAUUGACUCCAAAGUCAAACUUUAUACUCAUGCUAUUUUCUUUCAGUGGCUCCUCCGCCGGCGACUUUUGUGAGACCCGCUGGUAUGGAGGACGCGAGUACGUGUGCGAGUGUCAUCCACCUCACGCCGGAACUUUCGCUGUAGGCCUAGUCUUUAUCAUGAACAGCGGUGACCUAAAGGUACGUCUCUUAUUAUGGCAGCUCUGCUACUUCACCGACGCUAGCUUUGAGGUUUUGUUGUGUUACUUUUUUCUUUGGUUUGCUUCCUUUGCUCGAAGGGCCGUAACUUUCGCUCAGUUUGCGAUAUCCGAGCCUGAAGGCCACUUUUAAGGUGCAGUCGACUAUCACAGUCUUUGGAAAGGAAUUUUCCCCAGAUAAUUAGAUGCUUCCUAAUUGCUGCCUAUGACGCUUCCAUGAAGUCUCUGAAAUCACUGCAGCUGUCUCAUUCCGUCAUAUAUGUUCUACUGUUCGCAUCAUCUCAUACAGGCGCCUCAGUACUAUCGUGACGCAUGAUUUUUACGACCGGGCCCCGUCAUUUUAGGGAAGGAUGCCUGCGGCAGCUACUAAAGUGCCUUACACUUGCCCUUCUCGAAACCCAACCUAUUGUCAACACACAGCACCUGCUGAAGCUAAUGGGACAUGCGAAUCCCUACAAGAAAAUCUCGAAAUUUCGAAAUCCGUCCCCCGAACUAAGGGGUGGAUGAAAGCAUUAUACAGUGGCGACAAAUAAAUUUGUCGUGUUUAAUCACAUGUUAAUCGGUUUCCUUCUUGUGGAUUAUUUAGCGGUACCGUCACGUUAUUCAGAGCCAGCUUAUGAAUCACCCAACUAGUGUCAUGGUUUCUUUAAACAACAACCGGGACUCGCCUUCCCUGUCUAAAUUCCAUAUUACUUCAGAAUCCGUCCAGACAAGUGUGCACACGUAUUUGCCUGGCGGCAUGACGCAAUUAUUUGGCCGCAUUUCAUGGGCAUUCCUCGUAUGUUUUUUUGCGCAUAGGAUGUACUAAUGUGAUUUAUUAGUUUGUUUUACGCUCAGCCCCAAAGUACGCCUAAUUUUCUGAAAACCAUGUAAAAAUUUUCGACUGACCCUAGCAGACCUACGUGGACGGAAAAUUGCCAAGUAUGUUUGCCACCUGCCGUGGUUUUCGUCGCCUACUGCAUGUAAAUGAGGCAACUGGCCUUAAACGACAACCUUGUAGCCAUGCUGAUCAACAUGUGGAAUCUGUGCUAGUUGCUGUCUUCAGUUUAGCUGAGUUAUCAUGUACUUUCUGAAGGGGUCUACUCUUUUGUCAUUGUCACCCGAUGUACGUUUAACCACUCGGUAAUUUGUACACAACAUUCAAUGCUGCAGUGUUCGAGACUUAAGGAGGGACCAAAAGGAUGAGGCGUAGAUGUUUUGUCAUGCCAGCCACGGUGGCCGAUCCUAUCUUUAGUCGGCUUGAUCCGGCAUUACCGCCAGGGCAGCGGGGGGGUAAGAGGUAGUGGGCCGAUUACAGGCGAAUUUGUCUCCCUAAAGUAUAAUUGACGUGUCUUCUAGCUAUAACUGCAGGUCAAAUGUCACGACUCUGAACUUCUCCAGCUAAUGUGUUAACGAGAUCCUUUAGCUCUCAAUGAAAGGUCAGGUUGAAAUGACUCGUUCUUCACACUGACUCAUGAAACUCCUCUCCCACUCUCUGCAUAUGAGGUUGUAGCAAGUGAAGUCUUCUUUGUGUUGAGUGGGGGAUCAGAUAUUAAGUUGGCCAGUUAUCGACCACUGUAUGGCAGGCCAACUACCGAAUCCACGCCCAUCCCAGUUUAUGCACGUGUUACCAGACUUUAAAGACACUGCUUUGAAAGUUUUGUCGGCAAGAUCUUAUUUCAUGGCCGUACCUGUUAGGGUCCAGCAUCAAGUGUUAGGGUUAGGGGUUAUGGGUUAGCUUUAGGGGCUAAAGAUAGGGGCUGGGUUUAGUGGUUAGUGGUUAUGGGUAGGGGUUAGCAGAUAGGGUCGACGGUUAAGUUGGGGCUUGUCUACUGCAGGUACGGCUACGAAAUAAGAUCCGACCGUUUUGUCACCACCACCACCCAACUCACACGGAAAUCACCAUUGAUUCCUCAGGAGAUGCUAAUUCUCAUUCAGUGCUACUGGUAAACUAUUAGAUUAAAUUACAAUAAAGACGUAUACACAUCCGGCCGCCCAAGGGAAUUUUCCCGCUGGCCCCAUUUUCUUUCCCAUUUGGUCCUAAGAAAUCUCUUCUAGUCGUCCGGUAUUUUGUCUGCCGUUCUGGAAGGUUGUUCUCCGUCGCCACCUCAGUCCAACUACACCAUUGACUAGAUCCUUUGAAGAACUCUAUGCGGCUCUGAUGGCGUUUGAUUUGCGUCUCGGUGCCAACUGACUGAUCUCUCCCUGCUAGCCCCAGACUAUAAAGUGGGGCGUCCGGGUGUCGCGGACAAGUAAAGACGCUAAACUAGUCGGUUUAUCAACAAACGUUGGACAGACAAGUGCUUUGAGCCGCAUCACUGACCACGAAGCGGCGUCUCACGAGAUGAAUUGCUUUUGCCUUUAAGAUGAGUACCUCGGGACGAAGUUAUUGUCAAAUGGACACAGUAAGAACCACGUCGUAGGCCGAAUCGACUCUGUUUGCGGGGUUUUCGCACGCCUUAGAAAGUGACUCUGCACCCGACACGACGUGUUCAUUAUCACAGAGAUUCGUGUGUGUUGGCAAUCUGCGCCGCCAGUCCUCCUAUACGAUCGCGAAUGCCGGACUGUGCAUAUGGAAGACCAACAAAAACCGGAGAUGUCAGAUCACCGCCACCUCUGAGGUAUUGUCCGAAUGAAGAACACCAAGUUGGUUUCCACUGAAAAAGUGCGGACUCGACGCGACAGUAUCGCUAUGAUAUUUCAGCUCAUUUAAGGAAGUGAAUCGAGGUGGUUUAGACACCCUUUUCGUCAUGUCCGAUGAACACAGUGUUGCCAUCCUUGAUCCAGUGCCGUUGCCUACGUGGAGGCGUCGAAGAGCAGAUAAACUCCAAACUUGACUCGACAGUUCGUCCAGAAACGGAGAUGGUUCUCGGGCCUUCGGUAUUCAUUCUUGGUCUUGGAGGAUAUAAUGGGUCGAGUUCUGCAGAUCCCCUGUCGUAAGUCAUCAGGUGUAAAGGGGUACGAUUCGCGACAUCGUCCAAGCCGUCUUGAUCAGACAUGAUAGCAGCCGUACAAAUACAGCAUCAAGUCUGGACCGAGUCUACAUCACCGAACCGGCUAAGCGCCUAUAGAAUCGUUGGAAUGCGGACUUGCAGCAAGUUAUUAGCUAAGAAUGUUAAGUUGACACCAGAAAUUCUUUCUUCCAAAAACAACCAUAUUUUUCUUAACAAUUUCUGCACACGAUACGGCGGAGGCUCGGUCAUAGAAUCAAUAAUUUUCUUCACUUGACGUUUCAGAUUCACACUCGGACCUAUCCGUUUCACACUUCAAUCGCUGCAGCCUAGAUUCCAGUCCUGCGAAGUUAAUCACCUCGCCAGUUAACAGCCCUCCAUGAUUCAGGGAACUAAUGUGACUCCUAAGCGCAUUACAUUUGCUUUAUUGCGGAGGACCCUCGUGAGGCCAUAUUCACUUUCGCCUCCUCGCAGCAGUAGCCAAUGGUAUAAUCGAGAAAGACCAAUCAACGUAGAGGUGGCGGUGUCAGGAAUAACGUACGGUCUCCAAUCCCCCGAAUGUCACCUAUUUUUUCGAUCCCCUUCUAGUUCUACUGCAACGACGCCACUGGAUUUGGAAGCCAUUUAAUAUAGAAAAGAGGCCUAUCGUAAACGACAGUAGUCGGCCAUGUAAACAAACAAAAAUAAGUGAACUAUCCUUGUAGAUAGUACUGCCACUCAUUUGUCGACACAAGUAGGAAAGCGAGUUUCAGGAAACAGAUGGGAGUGAGGCACGAUCGCUGGGGCAAGAAUUUUAUUCAUCUGACGUUUCCGUCCCUUUCUUGAGCCCCUCUUCAAGGACGGUACCAGAUGAAAGUAGUCGAUGCGCGAGAGUUUAACUGCUCACGUAGUGCUGUUCCUAUACCAUUGCAUAUCUAUCAAAGUUACUUCUCUUUCUUAUCUUACAUGUUCGUGCUUAGUGCUAUGAUGAGUUGGUCGUCCACAUCCGAGGCGUUGAUUUUUGCAACUUAAUCGCCAAUGUUAAUUAUCACUUAGCAAUUUGGCUGACCGAAACCGUCACUGAAAGUAUUGACGGUCUACGUGCUGCCCGCAUGACCGAUUUCACUGUCCGGAUGGAGUUUGUGCUUCAAAUAUGAGGAGAAAUCAUUGCGCUCGUUGAUGGAUUGCUGGCCGGGGAAUCACGACGAGCAGCUCGCUAUUCCGGUGAAUGUCAACUCUUGCGGGAAUGUCGGCCUCGUCGAGCCUGGAGGCGUGGUCGGGUCCACUCGAGGGAGCCGCGACUUGACAGAUGGCGUUAUUUCCCCUAACUGCCGUUGUUUCUUCAGCCUCCUGCGCCAGGAUUAACCCUCCUGUUCCCCCCGUAUCUGCUGUUUUUCUCGUUAAUUUUUUUCCUAAAGCCCCUCUCCUUUUACCUCCGCAAUUUGUUAUGAAUGAUGGUAAUGCCGUAUGUUACUAAGGGAAUUUGACACUUCUUUUUCGUCACUUACCAUUAUACUAUGGGCAUGACGAUGCAAUUUUAGCUGAAAAGUUAACGUAUAAAAACCUCGAGGUGCUUUUUGAGUGUCUACACGAGUUUUAACUAAUCUUUUCAGAAUCUGAAAAAGUACGGACUGGCCAUCAGCGCAGUGAACUAUGUUUGCUCUGGCAUCACCAUCGUAGCACUGUCUUUCUUCCUAUUUUUCACGAGAUUUGUGUAAGUUUCUCUUCUACGCAAUACACACAUUUAUAUGCAUACCCCAAUCUACACAUAUGUUAAGAAAGCAGGCGAUUUCUGUGAAUGAAACUACAUUCAUCUUGCCUAGAAAAUAAUCAACAUUAAGUAAGUCAGGUCGGUCCUAUUCUGUCGUCAGUGAAUCAGAUGGCUCACAGGCGGGUCCUAUCAGAUGGGUCAUAACCAUUUCCUGAAAGCAAAGUUCAGCAGUACCUCCCCAUCUGGCAUUCUUCAUCGCUGCAGAUGGGACGUUUAUUUAAACAAUAAUGGAUUCUCGCCUAUCCAUUGGCUUAGCAAAACAAACCGCCUUCCAAUAUGUGGCGGAGAUCAGGAAGACGCAACCACCUGCUAUGAUAGAAGAGGGCCUGCGGAGAGAUGCAGAUAGAUUGAUACAAAACUAGCUUGGACUUAUUCUGCCUUCAUUCAGCUAAUCAUAACCCUGACCAUAAUCUCGGAGUAGAAACACAAACAUGCACAUGUAUUCAGCGCACAUAUUCUACAGACGGGAUCUGUUACAUGGGCCAUGGGCUCUUACUUGGACGCUUGUCUGUCCCCUAAUUUAACGUUCCACCUGAGCACACACCGAUCGAAGGCGAUUUCGGCACAAACCGAAUCGUGUUCGGGCGGCCGGCGGAAGAUUUGACCUGAAACGUCAGACGCUGUUCUCUAAACCAAACCUUCUCCGAGCACAAGUUGUGCAACCAGCCUGAUCUUCAAAGUGUUCACUUUCAGUGCAUAAAACUGACAUGGGGAGCUUGUGACAAGGGGACUGAACUUGCCCCUCCAGGUGUUCAGGAAAGCCACUCCGUCCCAAACACGCGACGUCACAAACGUCGAUGCGAUGGAAGAGUCAACAUUAAUAACUGUCAUAAAAUUAAUCUCAUUACUUCUUAAACGAGACAUGACUCCAUACUUCCUUUAGUAAGCAGUUAAGGGAUCUUAUUUAGGAGCAUCACAGUUGGCGCUUCGCAUACUCUUCUAUGUUACAUCAGGUGCAUAUCCAAACGCGGGACUUAAGCAUUUACAAUACCACAGCUGUUGAAAUGUAGAGGAUCGAGGUGUUUCACAUUCGAUACUCUCGGAGAUAACCUAGGCAUCGGCUUAUCGAUCACGUCCCACAGGUUAACCCCAACUUACUGCUAACAACGGAAAUAAGGCAUCUUCUCGGAGAAUUCCGUUACGCAGUCUGCCGACGAGAGUUAGAGCUCAUCCGCACUGUCAGCUCUCUGAAUCUUUGAGUUGAUGCUGCUGUUGAAGUCGACUGAAAAUUAGAUGGUUGCAGCAGAUGGGACGUUUAUUUAAACAAUAAUGGAUUCUCGCCUAUCCAUUGGCAUGGCAAAGCAAACCACUUUCCAGAUUUGACCUGAAACAUUAGACGCUGUUCACUGGACUAAACCUUCUCCGAGCACAAAUUGGGCAACCAGCCUGAUCUUCAAAGUGUUCACUUUCAAUGCAUAAAACUGUCAUGGGCAGUUUAUGACAGGGGACUGUACUUGCCCCUCCAGGUGUUCAGGAAAGCCACUCCGUCCCAACCACGCGAUGCCACAAACUUCGAUGCGAUGGCAAAGUCAGCAUUAAUAACUGUGAUAGCAUUAAUCUCAUUACUUCUUAAACGAGACAUGACUCCAUACUUCCUUUAGUAAGCAGGUAAGGGAUCAUAUUUAGGGACAUCACAGUUGGCGCUUCGCAUACCCUUCUGUUACAUUGGGUGCAUACCCAUACGCAGGACUUAAGCAUUUACAAUACCACAGCCAAAGCCGUCCCGAUUUACAGCUGUUGAAAUGAAUAGGAUCGAGGUGUUUCACAUUCGAUACUCUCGGAGAUAACCUAGGCAUCGGCUCAUCGAUCACGUUUCACAGGUUAACCCCAACCUACUGCUAACAACUGAAAUAGGGUAUCUGCUCUGAGGAUUCGGGUACGCAGUCUGCCGACCGGAGUUGGAGCCCAUCCGCAAUGUCAGCUCUCUGAAUCUUUGAGUUGAUGCUGCCGUGGAAGCCGACUGAAAAUUAUAUGGGUGCAGCUACCUCAAAUUUGGAGAGGGUGCUGGGCUUGAUGUUCAUCGCUGUUCGGGGAUAGAAAGAUUGCUUGACAACGAUCACAGUGCGUAUAGCCAACUCUAGUAGGAUAUAGGUCGCAUAAGUUCGCCAUGUCAUGGACUCUGUAAUCGGCUAAACCAUCGUUGGCGCGAGCCAAUGUGAGUAAGAGUAGGGUUUACAUUCUCAACUUUUUUUAAAUCAUCGAAUCUAUCCGGGAUGUAGUUUGCCGCUUAUAGUCUAGGAAACUUGCCAACAUUGAAGAUCGAUUAGCACAAUCAAGACCCAUAAUGCGCACUUCAUGACGUACAGUUGCUCUCGCCGACCCUCUGAUUCCGAUGCUCUAUAAUAAAAUUGACGGAACAACACUGUGGGAAUAGAACUGUCCUUUUUAUACUAAAAGUACGCGUUGAGCUGGUGCAAUAGCGUCAGCAGUAAUCGAACAGCGGCUGAUAUCCCCCUCUCAUGCUGGAGUCGCUGGCGAUGUACUAUGCGAUUAGGUGACGUCUGUUCUAAUCUUUGAAUACAAGUAUGACGGAACCAUAAGACCCCCCUUGUGGGUACAAGAUAAGUUUUCGCAGUGGAGCAAAUAGUGGGGAAACAGAAACCCAUGUUUCUACAUAGAUGACUGAACUGCUUAACAACCAUUGUUCAAGUGUGUUCAAUAGGGGAAGGGGUGAGGAGACUACCCGUUAAUUGAACUCCCACGUCGCAAACUCGGUCGUUCAAUGGAUGUUCAGUACAUCCAUAGUUCUGCUACAGUACACCAAUCUUUCACAUUGCAAUUCCUAAUAGUGCCGCCACUGUCCCUUAACGAUUUCUUGGUCAGAUUUAGGGGUCUCUUUCCUGACUUUGUGAAACGGACUGUCGCCAUUCAAUCGUCCUUUAUUUACCAUUUUAGAGGGGUCUUCCGCCUCGACCAAUUCCACAUCGCCCUUUGUCUUCUGCUGAGCACUGUCGUUGCUCUCUUUGUGCCACACGUGUCCGGAAACUACACCUUUCUCUGUACCUCUGUGGCUAUUUUCGUCAAUUUCUUCCCCCUAUGCGCCUUUGCCUGGAAAUUCAUCUGCGGCCUCACCGCUCUGCUCAUGGUGUACGUUCACCCUCCCAGUGUUUAUGUUCAUCUUCCCCCAUGCACGUCCCCAGAGGGAGUUGUGCUGUUGCGCCAGACCUCGAGGAGGCCAGGCAAGUAUGCAGCGCGCAAGAGUCGGCUGCAUUAUACCCUGUCUGCCGCUCUCUUUUCUCUUAUCCGUUUUUCUGGCGUAAACUUGCCACCGGUGUAAGAAGGUUGGGGAGGCUGGGUGUGAGGCUGAUGCUACGCGACCUUUGCGCAUUAUGACAAAUCUGAGACCCUUUUGACCUACCACAACGUCCUUCGCCGUAGCUUGGAAGGCUGUUAGCCAGCCUGCCAAACAACUCGUUCCUCGAUGCUGAAGAUCGAACUUCACGAACUCUUUAUUGUGGUCUUUGGGCAACUUGACAGAAUUUACUUCGGCCGAGCGAAGUCUUUAUUUGCGGGAAUUGAGAGGAGGCCGGCAAUUUAUCUCUGCUCAUAUUGCGCCGAUUCUCGUCUCUUGCAAGGGACGUGGUCUAGAAGCUGCUAUGCUUCUACUACUUGAUCUUAACGUAUAUACAAUAAACCUCCUGUCGAGUUAUCAUGUAUUUACGCCCAUUAUUUCACCGUCGUUAUGAAGUAUACUUCGGAAUUGCUAUAAACACUUCCGGCCUGCAGAAUUCGGCUUUUCUACCUUGCACCACAGCCCGUCGUCAGAUGUGACAGGAGCAACGAAGCAACCAGUUCAUACCGAGUGACUUCAUUAAGUUUUGGUAGGGCUACUGGUCUGGAGAUGGCCUCGCAUAUGAGCGCAUGUCAGGGGCCAAAAAGUGCACCCCUUCAGCAUUCAAACUCCACUAAUUAUACGUAAUUCGCAAAGUCGUCUCAUGUCGGUCUCGAAGAGGUCGCUUUUUGCGAAGCCACUUGCCGUAGUAUGGGCAACGAUGUAAUUCCCAUGAAAAGUGAUUCUCUGUAUUUAUUAAUGAAACUUGCCAGAACCAUGGUUGACUGUUAGACACCAAAGCAUACAUUCGGCAGAGGCUUUGUCAAAUCAACUACAUCGUCCAUUUUAUUUUCCAUUCGGAUUGGCUUGAACCUGCCACUGAGAUAUGAUGGAAGAGAGUCUGCUUCACCUACCUGGGGUGCACAUGUGCGGUGUCACAGAGUGCCAGUAAUCACGCUUUUGCGGGUCGCCAUCUUGUGUUAUAUUUCUGUUUUUCUGUAAGUAAGAGGUCAGACUACAAGGGCCCCCAAGUGUGGUUUUUGUGACAAUUCGCCAAGACUCCCUUCUUGGUCACUGCUUCACGUAGGCCUAGGGGCCAACACGUGUUUCACCUGCGAAGGACGUUAUUAAGGUGGCCACCGCGCAAACGCCCAUCUCGAGUCGUCUUGACUUUGUCUUGCCACGUUAACGCGUUGUGUGCGAUAGGUGUCGCGCGAGGUCUUUCGCUAAAAUUUUGUUCGUGCACAGGUCAUCACUGCGUCUUUAGAACAGUUGAAAUUUUGGUCACCUACAAUGUAUGGACGAUCAGAGUAACAGUGAAAUUAGUUUUUUUUUCCUAUUCAGACCGCCCCUUCUUGAACAGUCCACUAGUAAUAAGGAUGACUGCCUCUCAAAAGCCAACUCUUUUCACCGUGAGUGGCCAACUGGUGGACUGAGUCAGGCUCAAUUGCACUUUAAUUUGGCGUCUAGGACACUCACGGAUGUUAGAUUCGAUCUGAGUACCCCCCCCCCCUUUGUGUGAAAACCUAAUGUGCUAUGCGCUCGCGGACGGGCUGUUUAACUCAACCCUUUACGGCCGAUCCCCACAUAAGAUGGCUUUCUGGCGAGGAUAAUAGACUAGUGCCUAUGAGAGGGAAGAAAUAGUGAGGACUGGGGAUUGUCCCCACGCCACUUCGGUGAGGCUCGGAAACGCGGUCUCCUUUGGCGAAAAGCUUAUUACUUUGCUACUAGCAUUAAUUUCAGUAGGUGUGCCAAAGUUAGCACGCCUAGGUUUGGGAUUAGGGUCGGGAGUUAGGGGAUUGGUGCUAGGGAUAGGGUUCGUUGUUGAUGUUCGAUUUGGGGUUAACUUGAUUGCUUACGGUCACCAUCAAAGACAGCUUCCUCGAUCCCGUUUUGUUCAUUAGAAGUUAGGCUUACUUUUUAAGCUAGGCUUGCGGUCCAGCUCACGGUUUACGCGGUUUUCAACUGGUCUUCUGUCUCGGUUUUGAAGAUAAGGUUUACUGCCAAUUUUGUACCCACUUCCAGCAAUUGCCGUCUGAUUUGUCACUUACUUGGGCGGUUCAGUUUCGAUUGCAAUGAUAGGCCCAUCACCAUUACUCCUACUGGACUUGGUUUUUAUUGGUUACUUGUGACGAAUGUUAGUAUUGCGCGCUGCUUACGCCAAGAUUUUGGAGUCCAUUUAAUCAAACUAGCCCAUUUACCUUUAAUACACCCGUUCUUCUUUUAUUUUUAGCACAUUCUUCGGUGUUUUUCCGUAGCCCCACCCAUAAAACCCCACUACUACGGUUCCCGUAUUGGAGGCGUCUGGAUUUCCACAUUUUCCAGCGUGAUCGCGUUUCCGAGCCUUGCCCAUAUUUCUUGCUAUAAACGGGAUUAUUCGCCUUUGCAAUAUCACGGUGUGCUAGAAGCCGUGGCUUAGAAGGCAGCCAACUAACUCAGUCCUCCUGUCGGGACGAAGAGUCAGGCUGCGAUAUCUCCUGAAUGUGGCCUCUAUGGCACUCCCAUUCAGUUGGGAUCCGAGCCUCCCCCCCCUUUUUUUGCGUGAAAACUGGGUUUAUCACUCGCGAACCAGGCGUUUGUGACAAUCGUUGAUGGGCUAUUUGGCUUUGUCACCCAUUGCGUCUGAUCCUGCCUCCGGGCUUCUUAACUUUAUCCUGACACCUUGCCCAGAUUGAUGAGGUUGGAGACGGUGCGGCAGAUGUAGUGUACUUCUAAUUCACGCGCAUUGACCGUCUCCGCGUCCACCCUGCUGAGGGUUGUACGAUGGGCGGCGUCCGUAACAACGUUCGAAAUGUUACCUUUAUUAUUAGCGCUGGUCAAUCCACCAUGCGCUCGCACGCCGCGCUUUUGACAGGUGACUUGAACCAUGCUUAGCAACUACUUACAAAAAUUCAAGGAGAAUAAUUCUGUCGUUCCCGAUCCUGCCAACUAACUCGAACCGGCUAUUUACCACAGUGCUUUCCAUUUAUUGAACUGGAUUUUCUUCACACUCAGUUCCCCGUUUAGAUGCGUACCUGGCCGCAUGGCCUCUUCUUAUUCACGCGGGCUUCUAAUUUGUAGAGUGGCACCCUACUCAAGAUUCAGUGACCUUAUCUCGCUUCGUGCCUUCUACAUCCCCGCCUCCAUCCUCGCCUACCUUUUCCCAGCUCUGAUAGUGGGUUUCUGGUUCGGAUUCGCUCGUCAGUUCACUUCAGGCCUCGGACUGUGAGUGUUGUGCUGACGAAAUUUGCGGUCAUUUUGUUUGCAUAAUUUUUGUUCUGUACCGUAGAGACGCAAGUCCGAUGAAGCACCAACACUGAGUAACGUCCUUGGAGCUGUUAGCUUGUCACCAUAAUCAGUGACUACACGCUGGCCAGUACUUUCUUGUCCGAAUUAAUUAUUUUAUACUAAGUGUCCUACUAUGAACAACAGUUUGCCAUCGCAGUAAGCAGGCCCUAUCAUUCAAGCCGCUCGCAGCAGUAUCUUGCUAAAACAGCCAACUUCUGCCAUAUCAAAUAGUUGUUUGACUCAAUUUCUGCUGGUCUGAUUGUCCUUACCAGUGAAGCUCUCCUUUUGAUUUCGCGACUUUUCCAUCGUUAGACAAUAUUGUCAGAUAUAUAUGAAUAAAUUGCUCUCCAGCUCUCAGUCUCUUAAUUUUCCUGACUUUUAGCUUUCAUCUUUUCAAGAAGCACCAUGCCUAUCUUUGGUGCCUCCGACAUGACUACUCUUUUCUGCCGCCGUUGCUCUAGUAUUGUGAGCGCUGCGCUGGAUACACCAGAUUUUAAUGACAGCGAGCGAAAAACUGUUUUUGAGAAAAUCAGACAUCCACUAAGUCUGUCGAUUCGAAUGUCCUUUUGUUUAGGCUUGUUUUGAAGGAACACUAUCACACAAAUCACCCUCUGACUUUUGCUAGCAUCGGUGGUCGGCUACUUUUGUGCACAGACGUUGCUUGUUUGAAAAUUCUUGUGGUUUUUCUCGUCGUUCUCUGACACUCCCUUUCUCUCUGCCCGCAGUUGCAUUGGCCCAGACGUCUUGGGUUCCCGAUGGCCUCUUCUUGCGCCCAUUACAGCUGUUGUAUUUUUUAACUUCAUCGUUCUCGUUACCGUUGGUGCCGUUAUCUUGCGCAGCUACCUUGCCACUCGUCAUACCAGAUUCACCAAGUCAACGUAAGUUCCCCAGCAACUCAUCUACUGCUAGGAAGAUCUUUUUAGCUACUUUUUUUCUUAACCCCGUACUUCUUGCGCCCCCUCCUUUCUGUAAGAUGUCUUUGCAUUUGACUUUUGCUCUUUUUCAGGAACUUGCUUGUACUGGUACAAUUGAUGCUCACACUUGGAAUGCCCUAUAUGCUAAUCUACGUCCAAAUCAUCAGUCCAGUCAUUAUGAUCCUCAUCCUGCCUGUAGGAAUCGCAGUUACAGCCGUUUUCAUGUUCCUUCUUGUUGCUGUCAUAGACGAUGUAAGUUGAAUGUCCCAGUAUAUUGGAUGCAUUUUCCACUAUAAAUGCUCCUUUUCGAACCUUUUACCUUCACUCCUUUCGUUUUUUCCUUUCGCUAAAGGAUAACCGCCGUCUUCUAGUAGUCUUCCUACAAAGUCUUCGCUCACGGAAAUACGACCCGAACUCUGAAAAUAUGAAGAACGCUGGCCUUUCGGAGACGAUCACCUCGGUUGACCAGCAAAUGUCACAUAAUCACCACUUCUUCGCCCGCUCAAGGAACCACUUUUUACGUCCACUGUCCCCUUCUCUGAUGGACGAUUUGUCGAACGUCCUUGUGCUGAAUUCUGACGUUUAUACGGACGGGGACAGACCUCCCGUUCUGGUUCCACUCGAGGUCCCUAGCCCACAUCGAAUGGCCAUGCGGCAGGAGUGUGCAGAUCGUCCACUUCCCACAGCACGUUCCUCUCUUACUGUUAAUAUUCCGUCUUUUUGUCUUGCUAUGUUCUCAGUGUCUUUCUUUUUCAUCCGCUUGAUCUUCCGUCUCAUAUUAUUUUGCGACCUCACGAAUUUUGGCCUCCAUCUCCGUCGCCGUGACAACUUUUGGCACUUUGUCCUAUAUUAUCUUAUAGGCUGCUUGCCAGGUGGGUAUAAGCGUCGGCAGAUCUUAGGCCAUCCAACAUUAUUGGCAGCCAGCCCUUAUUUGGUCGGUUAAGUGAGCUUCUAUCAUGGAGACCUCUUGCGCAGAAACUGUGGAAAGCCUGUUAGUAAGAUGUUCCCGCUGAAACGCCUCCAACAGAGAGCACCAAACUGUUUUGGAAGGGAAUUUUCAGAACUGUCUUCAUUUAUCCGAAGUAUUUGAUUUGCAUCAUUGUAGCCCGUAUAGGAGCAUUCGGUACUGAGAAUAAUUUCUGGGGGUCCUGGGUUGUUGUCACUCCAUAUCUACCAGGCCGUUGUAAAAGUUAUCACAUUUUCUCGAUAGGAACGAAAAUGCAAAUUCCGGAAAGCAUUUGAGGAGGAAGCAUGGAUAAGGGUUACCAUCGUGAACUGCCUAUAUUUACCUACGUUUUUAUCCCGCCGCGAUCGGUGGGACAAGAAUUUUGCCAACCUGAUCUUUCCGAUUCCUGCUCGAACUCUUCCUCGGAUAAGGGUAAUCAAAGGACGAACGUCGCCGUAUUUAUAGGACCCAUUUUCCAUGUCACCGAAUGCCCAUCAACAUUUGCGGCUUCCGCAUACAUCGCAAAUAGUUGUGUUUGGUACGAUAAUUAUUUGAUGGUCUGGGCCGCAAUUUCAUCACCGAUUUCGGCAACCGGCUCAGUAAUUACUCAGAAAGUUGGCUCAUCGACUUUGGCACUAGAGACAGUGUUCACCCGCGCGCUCUCAAAAUAAAUGCUCAGCACGGAAUAUAGGGUGACUGCGCUUGUUAGUAGGGCUGGUGAACCAUGGCUUAACCAGCUGAAGGCUCAUGCGGUUGUCACUUCUCGUGAGAAUGUCGGCCUUGUCGAACUUGGUGGCCGGUACCGUCGGAUGAACUGCACCAUAUUAUGUAAACGACUUCAGACGUUUAUUGCCGUGGCAGUCGGUCUCUCGGCUUCAUUUUUGGCGUCUGAUGGAUAUAUCUGACGAGUUUGCAAUCCAAGCCCAAAAAGGUGACCGAGCGGCUGACGGCUUCAGAGACGUUCUUGAGAUUCGGCAACGCCCGCCAAAAUCCACAGCUGGUGCGGUUUGCUCUCCUGUCUCGUGUGCACCGGCCGACGAAGUUACGCGUUUAAGGGGAAUCGACUGUCCUCUUUGCAGAUUUAGGCCGUCUACUGGAUGGUUAUUGCGCAUGGGCUUCUAAUUUUAUAUCAAGCACUGCAGUCAAAUCCUGGCCUCCGUCUGCAUUUCCCAUGCCCAUCCUUAGGACCUGCACGCCACGAAGUCAACUAGACGUUUGCGCCCACGUCCCACCGCCCGUUGAUGCAGGAGGGCAGCUGCAUAUUGCACAUGUUCGGGCAGGCUUUGAUGGGACCCCGACGGGUCUUAAAUAAAAAAUUAUUAUUAUUAUUCUCAGUUCCAGUCGGCAUGCUUUUCCUUUGAGCGUCAACCCAUGCAGAUCGGCUGCUUUCUCUUCUGAGUAAAUUCUUCAUGCUUGAUGCCCACUUCGUUAAUAACCACACCGGGAUUGCAAGUUUCACUGGACAUGCUGCCUCCGUUAGUCAGUGAUUCUUAUUUCUCGGUUUCAGGCAACAGCCCAAAGCAGUGCCGUGCAUGCUUGUGCCUUGCGGGCUAACGACAAACACUAG